GCAUCGCCCGGUGAUGUCAGCUUCUAGGAGGAGCCUUGCCCUUGUGUGCUUUUACUUUCAGGCUUCGUGCAGUUCGCAUGCGGCUGUGAGCCACUCGGCUGGGGCUGCUCUCUUCUCCCUCCCAGAUCAGCCGCGCCUCCACGAUGAAAUCCCUUGAUCCAGCGGCUUCGCCACGGACCCGGGGAACUCCGAGAGUAGAGGCGGCUCCUUUCCUUUGCUCCGGCUCCCUUUCCCUCCCCGCCCACUGAGCAUGGUGCUUACAGCAAUUAUUAUUAUUAAUUAUUAUUAUUAUUCACCACCGGGCAUGUGAAGCCCCGAGCAUCAUGCCAGCAACGUGCACUUUUCUGAUCCAUCAAUUCUGCCUCCUCCUACUCGUGGGGCUGCAUCUCUUUGUGGGAUCUUUCCCCCUCGCCUCCCCGUCCUCUUCCUCCUCCUCCUCUCCCUCCACCACCGAUCGCUCCCGUUUCGCCACGACGGGGCCGCGGGGAUCUACCCCUCCCCAGGAGGACUCCUCUUUCUCGGCGGCUUCCUUGCUGCUUCCCAAGGCGAAGGAGAGCCCGGAGCCUUCCGUGGCAUCCGUCGGCGCUGGAGACCUGGGUGAGUAAGAGAGCGAGAAGCGGGGAGAGGGAAGCUCGGGGGGGAUGUGUGUGUGUCCGCCCGCCCGCCCGCCCACCGCCACAGCAGCUGCUGCUCCGGGGGGGCUUAGCUUCAUCCGGCACAUUUCAUCCCGCCUUGGACGGGGGUGGUGGUGCGGGGAGGAUUCCUGCAGACGGAUUAGAAGGAACAUGCCAGCCGGCCGAUUUCUGCGCCUCUGCCACCCCCUCAGCAUCGCCACCACCAGUUUUCCCUUUAGCAAAAAAAGGAGCUCUAGUCCGGUGAUCAUUCCCACCCAUGUCCCAGCAGGGGUUGCGCGUCAAAGGAAAGCCACUUCUGUCGGACAGCACCGAGUUGUUGUUUUUUUUGAAACAAUAACAAUAAAAAUAACUUCUGUUAUUCGCCAUCUCUUCUCUCCCCCUCCCCAACCUCCCACUCUUAGGACUUUAUAGGGAUCCGGCUUUGAGGGAUGUUCAAGUGGGGCGCAAAGGGAGAAAGGUUUCUUAAGCGCCACUUGCAAGUGCCGUAAGGGAGGCUCGUUCGACAGCUGCUCUGCUCCUCGCUUGGGUCGGGCUGGUGGCCCCAUAUCGUUGGCAGAAGGGCUUGGGACACUUGGCUAUGGGAGAAGGCGUUGGGAGUCCGGCUACUGGAUGAACGGCAUGGUGGAUUCUCCUGUCAAAACUUGACUGGGUUUAAUUUGCAGAUCUAACGAGGCUAUUUUGUGAGAGAGAAGCUGCCCCGUUCACAAUUAAUUAAUAUCUAAAGAUCAAAACAAAUAUUAUUAUUACUGCUAGUAGUAAUGUAUUAUGCCUCUAGUUAGGACUUCUGUUGCAGUAAGUAAAGAUAAAUAACAGGCUUUCCAGAAAACAAGCUGCUGGAAGUCAUGGAACAAUGAAAAGAAUAAGAAAAAAUAUAUUUGGGCUUGAUAGGUGAGUGGUAUAUAGAAACAGUUGGCUAUUUUAAGCACACUGUACAGAAGUCUAUAGGUAAAAUAAGUUUGCAGAGUUCUGAAGAAUUCCCCACAGAGUAACUUGAUUGGCUAAGAUGCGAUCCUAUACAUAUCUAGGAGUAAGUCCUGUUGAACUUGGUGGAAUGACCUUCAAUCUAAGCAAAGAUGCAUAGCAUGGCACUGUAAAUGCACCUUAUCUCAUUGAACAAGGGUUCUCUGCCUGCCCCCAUUACAACCAGUGUUUCUCCAGUUGAAUGAAUGGAUACUUGUGCAGAGAGCAGAGUUUGGUUAAAUAUUUUACUUGUAAAUUACAUUGAGCCAGUUAUAAACUGUUUGGACACUUGUGUUCAUGAUUUUCUGUCAUUUCCUAAUAUUAAAUUGAUCAAAGUCUUUUCAAGAAGGAUUAAAAAAAAAACCACAAGAGGAUGAGCGUGAUGAAAAUUAAUGUUAUUGUUGUUGAUUAUGAUAAUUGUCACAAAGCAACUGAAAAUGAAUGCAAAUAAUGCAAAAUAAACAAAAGUAGAAAAUGCAGGUAAAUGUUAAUUUGAUUUCCUGCUAUUUCUAUAACUCUAUAAUACUGUAGAAGAGAGCAAGCAGGAGCCUGGCUCAAGAAAAGAGCAAUGAAAAACUGAAUAGUUAGAAACACACACAGACUUUUACAUACCGGUAUUUAUUCAGUAGUAAGCCCCAUUGAGUUCAUGGGGCCUUACUCCCAGGUACAUUUGAAUCUCUGGAUUCAGGGUCCCAUAUUGUCUGGAUUCAGGGUCCUAUCACUUACCUGGAAGAAAGCCCUAUUGAACUCAUUUAUAGGAUUGCACAGUCAUACAAAUUAGACUCUUCUGAGAAGUAUGUAUUGCAAGAGUGGCAUGAAAUAGAUUCUACUUUUCUUUCCCAAGUUUGUGACUAUCAAAGCAUGAUUAGCAUGUAUUUAAGGGAUAAGCAAUCACAAGUCAUAUAUAAUUCAGGAUUUGAAUUAUAAGGGGGGUGGCUUUACCUUUUCUGCCAGUCCCCUUUGCUAAAAUUGGAGGGAGACAAGAGGCUGGGACUCAUGGAUGUCAUAAAGGAGAGGGCUUAUCUCUUCUCCCAUCAUUUGAACACUGGUGCAGACGUUAAAAGAAACUUAAAGCAUGCAGCAGAGGCGUCCCCUCUUUGCAACUCUUUCCUCUCCCAGCCAUACAGGGAUUCUGAAACCCAGAAAGAGGCAGUGGCACUUGAAGAAGGAAUGAAAGGAGCAGACAUCCCCUGGCUGGAUCAGUUGGAGUGUGGGAAUACUGUGAUACCUAGAAACUUUGGCCACUGUGGAUGCAUAGAACUGCAUCUCAUCUGAAAAGGACUAGAAAGGUUUGGGCUGCAGUCCGAACCAUAAUUAGUAGGGAGUAAGCAAUGUUGAACAAGAUGGGAGUUCCUUCCAAGUGAAUACACAUAGGGUUGUUUUGUGUAACAUAAGGUUUUCCCAGCUGGUGUGUCUCAUCAUCUGCUAAGGUGAUGCAGAAAGUCUGGCUCUAGGGUGUGUAAAUUAUUGGAGAUGCUGCAAUUUCCUUUCUAUAGUACCGCAGUUAUUUCUGCCAGCAUCAUACAGAUGGCAUCAUAAAGAUGCAGGGGCAAGAGUUGUGAUUUGACUCUGGUGAGGAUACGCUGCAGAUCUGCGGCAUUCGGUUUACUUUCUAUGCUCUGGAGAUUAAGGUGGUAAGGGGCCCGGGAGAGGAAAAACCUUUGGAGGAGAGGGAAAGGUUAGUAGAUACUUACAGUGCUUUGCCAACUCCAGGUGUACUUCAGAACCUUGUGCUAAAGCAGAGGUCUUCUAUGCGCAAUGCACAAUGCACAAAUCCAAAGGCAAGUUAGUUUCGACUAGGGUUCACAUGGCGUAAUUUCUGUUUACCAUAGGCUGGAAACAAUUCACCCCAGUACAUGAUCCUUUCUGCUAGAGCGGACUACCUUUUCAUCUGUUGCAUGGGCCUUUCUUCAUGUAGCAUGGAGCUUCCAUUUGGUUCUUCAAGGCUUGAUCUGGCCGGGGAUCCACAAACCUGUUUUAACAUACAGACUGCCCUGGCGGGACUUGGGCAAAUGAAUGUGGUAAAAUCAACCCCUGUAAAGACGCACUCCAGUGCUGUUAUAUAAUACUGAGAUACUCUUUGUUUGACUAGUAUUUGUUGUAGUCACCCUUCAAGAGGCCUUUGAGGUCUAGAGUUGGGCCAGAAUAAAUUUGUUUCAGGUGUUUAAAGCCAAUGAAACAAAUUUAAACAAGUAUUUAAAGCUGUAACAAUGAAACAAAAUGAUGGCGGUAUUUCUUGAUACAGUAUUUAUGUUGUGAUACCAGGGAUAGACCAAACAGUUGGAUGGAUGGUUUAUUACUGUACAUUUAGCUCACACCCUUCCUCCUAAAGAAGUCCCUUGUGGCAAAUACAUUUGUGAUAAAACAAUACCAUUUAAAAGCUUAUUUUAAACAUUUUUUUAAAAGUAAAAGUAUCCAAAAUCAUUAAAAACAAUUAAUAGCAUCUAAAAGCAUUUGAGCAGUUUUGAUAUAAAAAAAGAUGCCGUCAAAUAACAUGUAUUAUUUUUUAAAAUUGUGCACAUAAGCAACUAAAUAUGUGUAGCGUCCACAUUUAGAAUAAAAAAAAAAUACAGGUAGCUUUGUUAGCCCAUAAGAAAAAUUCCAAAAUCCAUAUUAUUGCUCUGUUUACCAUUUAACCUGAUGAAGCAUUCUGGAGAACUCCAAAGCUUGCAUACUGUUUUGUGACAUUUUAGUUGGUCUUAUAAAGACGUGGCCCCAAUAUGCAUUAACAGAGUUACUUAAGUUCAAGCCCAUUUAAAUCAAUAAGUUUAACUGCAACUAUUCAUGUACUGGAUUGUGUUCAGCAAGGAUAAAAGACAAAAGUCAUUUAAAUAUAUGAUAAUGGUUACGAAGCAGGUCAGGGGUGCCUGCUCUGAAAUGAAAUGUGUAGGUAUUGACUCCUGCAGAGCUGAGGGGAGGACUCUGAGGAGCUUCCACUCAUGCCUCUGUUCUCAAAAAAAAGUCCACUUGAAUAUUUGUCCAUGGUCGAAUUUUUGUCAUUUAUAGCACCCUCCCCCCCAAAUAAUAAAAGCACCCUCCGCCACAAAUAAAGAAUCGUGGAAAUGGUAGUUUACGCCUUGUUGUUUAGUCGUUUAGUCGUGUCUGACUCUUCGUGACCCCAUGGACCAGAGCAUGCCAGGCAGUCCUGUCUUCCACUGCCUCCCGCAGUUUGGUCAAACUCAUGCUGGUAGCUUCGAGAACACUGUCCAACCACCUCGUCCUCUGACGUCCCCUUCUCCUUGUGCCCUCCAUCUUUCCCAAUAUCAGGGUUUUUUCCAGGGAGUCUUCUUUUCUCAUGAGGUGGCCAAAGUAUGGGAGCCUCAGCUUCAGGAUCUGUCCUUCCAGUGAGCACUCAGGGCUGAUUUCCUUAAGAAUGGAGAGGUUUGAUCUUCUUGCAGUCCAUGGGACUCUCAAGAGUCUCCUCCAGCACCAUAAUUCAAAAGCAUCAAUUCUUCGGUGAUCAGUCUUCUUUGUGGUCCAGCUCUCACUUCCGUACAUCACUACUGGGAAAACCAUAGCUUUUACUAUACGGACCUUUGUUGGCAAGGUGAUGUCUCUACUUUUUAAGAUGCUGUCUAGGUUUGUCAUUGCUUUUCUCCCAAGAAGCAGGCGUCUUUUAAUUUCGUGGCUGAGUUUACGCCUUACAGAAGUACAUUUUCCAGCACCCUUAACAAACAGUUCCCAAGUUUCUUUGGGAGGAAGUUACAGGCUUUAAAUGUAUAGUGCAUGUGCAGGCUUACUAGAUGUUGUCCAAGCCACUAGGCGGUGACUUACUAUAAGCAGCAUUGCUCAUUAUUGGAGACAGGAUGCUGGGCUAGAUGGUCUUGCCCUCAUUGUGCCACUUUUUCAGUACUCAACUGUAAACAAUGUAAAAAAAGAAAACGACAUUUACAUUAAAGGGAAGGAACGAUUGUCUGGUAGAUAAGAAACAGGGCAGGGAUUCAAAAGACCUUGGUUCAGUCUUAGACCUCCCUUUGUGACUUUAGGAAACGCAGUAGAUUGGCUCUGUAUCUCAGUUCCUAUUUGGUUAUGAUGGAUCAUUAAGAAUUUCCUAUCUUACACGGGGUAUCGUGAGGACAGCCAGCGACAGCAUUCGGAGGAAAGUGGCUAGCUCAGAUGGUUAUGAAAAACAAAUGUUUGUCUGGGACCCUCCACCUUUUUCUGUGCCUUUGAGAUUCAAAAAUGAAUAAAUGAAUGCAGUUGAUUUAUUCGUUUCUAACAUUUAUAUCCGGUCUCUUUGUUAAGCAAGGACAUUUUAGGCCGUCUGUUAGGGCAUUUUGGAAUGUAACCAUGUUUUCAACAUACGGAUGGGCAGACAUUUUGUUGUUGCUUCGUGAAAUGCCCGCAAACCCUAUCAUUUGUUGAUAAACUGCAUUUCCCCUAACACUUGUAUAUACGGUGUCUUGGGUAUUAUAUGACUAGAAGCAGAAAGCUCUCAAGCAAAUAGGACCUGGGAAACCAGGGUUCAAACACCCACUUGGCCAUGAAGUUCACUGGGAAACCUUGGACCAGUCACUGCCUCUCAUAGGGUUGUGCGGAUUAAAUGAGAAGGGGGUAGAGCAGUGUAUGCCACCUUGAGUUCCUUGGAGAAAAAGGAGGGAUAGAAAUGCAAUAAACAAAUAAACAAAACAAAUGAUUACUCAUUAUCACAACAGUGGUCACAUAUGGCCCACUGAAUCACUUUUGGAUUACAGCUGUCAUUGCCUUGGCAUUCUUCUUCCUCUCUAUUUAUGCGCUGGGCUUGGUUCUGUGGACAAAUGUCUUACUAGAAUAACUCAACAAAUAGACUUCCCACGCUCCUGCAGAAGGGGUCCCACCAAAACACCAAACCAGGCAAGGUAUUAUCUCAAUGUUACCUGUUAUUUUUCAGCACCAUUUUUAGGUUUGACUCUCUUUUGUUUUAUCACAAGUGUUCAGUCUUGUGCUCUAGAAAGAUAGAAAAACUACAGACUUUACUCUGUCUGCAUGUAGAAGCGCAGACUUGCUGUAUCUGAUACAUAUCGUAUGGCAUGCUUAGAGGCAUGAUCAAGAGAACAAGAGGUGGGGAAAGGUUGCAAAGGAGAAAGGGGGAGAGAUGACAGUGCACUUUUUUUUUACCCCAACAAUAAGUUUAUAAUCAGGUAGCUUCAGGAAAGACUAGGAGACCAGAGAGUGUGAGAAAAUACCUUAUUCAUACAAAAUCUGGAGAUUAGAGCAGCAAAUUAUUAAUGGGUUUCCUUUAAAUGGGGCUGGGGAAUCUCAGGCCUCUGGGCUUUUCUCUGUGACCCUCAAAACUCUUGCCAGGCGACCAUGUUCCUGCCUAGGCCACACUCCUCACUUGGCCACCCUUGAGGGCUUUUGUCAGACUAUAAAAUGCCCUUGCGUGUCUCUUGCUUGCCUAGAUGGAAAGGAGCGUGUUUUGUGUCGGUUUAUAGAAAUUAAUUUUUGUGUGCGAGGGGUGUAGCUACUGUAUCCAUUGCCCCUCUCACUUUUCCUUUAGGCCUCCCACACAACUGACAGAUGGGAGGUUGCUCAUGAAGAAAUGUGGCCCUCAGGCUAAAAGGUUCCCCCAUUCCUGCUUUAAAGCUAGGUACAGGGAUGCAGAAGAGGCACAUCUAUGACAUAGUGAACUGUGUGGGGAGAAGAUGCAGCCACAUAUUUCAAAUGCUGCGGUGCUAAACCACCGUGUCCUCCUGCUUCACCCCGAGGCAUGGCUAGCUAGCCUAUGCUUUUUUUGACUGCUCAGAACAUUCCCAUCCACCCUUCAGGCUGAAAUCAUAAUUAGAGUCCAUGGACAAGGAGAAAAACUUUCCCACCCAAAAGGGAAAUGAGAGGCUGUGUUGCUGAGGCAGCCAGCCCAAGUAAUAAUAUAAUCUUAGAAGAAUGCAGUUCCCUCGAGUAAAGGAAGUUCUGAAAACUUCAACAUGCAGAGCCAUUAAAAUAGCUGUUGCUUGUUUGGCUGUAACUUUGUCUGCGGAUCCAGGCUUCUGAAAUGCGGGGUGAGGGGAGCUCAGAGUGAAGCACUGGGGGGGGGGGAGUAUUUUCUUUUGUGUGUAUAAAUGACACACAUGGUCCUUGAGAUGAGAGUGUUCUCCUCAGGUGGCGUAGGCAUCUUUAAUAUCCCAACAUCUGCUCUCAUUGAAACUGAGCUUCAAGGACCCAGCAACAUCCAUUUUGUUUUGUUUUGUUUUUUAAUUUUUUAUUCAUUUUACAAUACAAAUUUAGAAAAAAACACAUACACAAUUCACCAAGCCAUUCUUUUAGACUUCCCUCAGCUCUUCCGCAAAUCCUCCGUUUUAAUUCUAUCUUCCGCAUUUCUUAAUUUAAUAUUGCCUUUAGUUGACCAACCUUCUCCCUCCCUACUCCCUUUUUUACAAUAUUUCUAUCAUAAUCUUUCACAGAGCUUCUUGCAAACCAACAAACGUUAUUUGUUCAUCGCAUAUACUUUUCAAAUAAUCUACAAAUUUACUCCAGUCCUCGGUGAAUCUGUGGUCUCGUAGGUUUCGGAUCUUUCCUGUUAAUUUAUCAAGUUCUGCAUAUUCCAUUAGUUUCAUUCUCCAUUCUUCCCUCGAUGGUAAUCCUUCUUGUUUCCACUUUUGGGCCAGUAGUAUCCUUGCCGCUGUUACUGCGUAUAAAAAAAGUUUACAGUCCUUUCUAUUUAUUUCAUUCCCUACCAUUCCCAACAAAAAUGCCUCUGGUUUCUUAAUAAAUGUAUAUUUCAACAUUUUUUUCAAUACAUUAUAUACCAUUUCCCAGAAGCCUUUUACCUUUUUACAUUCCCACCACAUAUGAUAAAACGUUCCCUCUUUUUCUUUACAUUUCCAACAUUUGUUACACACUUUAUACAUUCUUGCUAACUUUACUGGAGUAAUAUACCAUCUAUAUACCAUUUUCAUUACAUUUUCUUUUAACGCAGUACAGGCCGUAAAUUUUAACCUUUCAUUCCAUAAUUUAGCAACAUCCAUUUUGAGGCAAAUAAGCCUCGCUCUGCUUUUUCAGGGCCAGUGUCUAUGGCGCGUCAGCAGGCCAACAAGGAGCAAGAAGGGCAGCAAGACUAGAUGGGAACAGCACUAACACGAAGGAGGAAAAGUCUACAUACACACCAUACACUGAAGCACCUAACUUUCCACAGGAAUUAUGGGAACUGUAGAUCAAAGGUUCUGGGAACUGUAGCUUUGCGGAGGGGAAAACUACAGUUCCCAGGAUUGUAGCCAAAAUGAGGUAAUGAUGCAGGGACAAAGAUGGCAAAAUAACUAGAUUAUUUAUACCUCUGAUUAAGGUAAGGGUAAAAUACCCCUAUAAUAUAAAUCUUUAGAAGAUAGUGUCAUUGUGAUCUACCAAAAUAAAGAUGACUGUUGAAGGUUCUCUUCCCCCAACGUGCGUAUAACUACCCAGGGUAUUAAAUAUUCCCCUGAAGAAGAACUAUGUAUCAUGGGAUACCAUGAGGUAAUUUUGGACUCUGGACUUAAUGGUCUUACAGUUUAUUUCCAUACAUGUCUAUUCAGACUCAAGUCCCAUUAAGUUCAGUGGGAAUUAAAGCCCUGGUAAGUGUAGGACUGUGCCUUUAUUUAAGUUAAUGGAUCCCCCUGCUUUAAGAUGUGUAUAUUUCUUUGACAUGCGAUGAGGCAGCUAUGUUGCAUUUGGGGGCCGUCCUGCUCAUUCUGCUGAAUGGGGCUUUGGACCUCUGCCCCAGAGCCCUUCCCUGACACUGUUGGGAUGUAGAUAAUCCAUCGUUUUUGAACAAUGAAACAGGAUGUCCUGCAAGUCAAUGAUUCACAAGGAGAUAAGAGGGACUUAAAUUUAAUAAUGUUCUAUGAGUUGACUGCAUAAUUAAAUUAAUAUAUCCUAGGUCAGCUUAGGGUAUAUCUGGGGUAUUAUUUCAAAUAGAUCUGAAAUGUGAGCGGAGCCUAAAGUUGCAUUUGAAAUCCACAUUGAGUUUCAAGUUCCAGUGCUACCAAGGCAACCAUCACAGAUCCCUGUGUAUUCUUGCUUUAUUAUCUCCCAAGGUUAUUGGACUCCUUUUUUUGCCAUAUCAUUUUUAUUAAUUUUACAAUAAUGCUUUCCAUUACAAUCUCUCCUCUUACAUUAUACAUUUUGGCAUUUUAGAGCCAUGACUUCCUUCAAACCUUCCUUGUGAUUUUCUAUCUUUCAUUUCAAAUUUCUGCAUUUUCACUACUUAACCAUUGCUUUCAAAUCAAAAACAUCAAAGCAUCAUAUUUUCUUAUUCUUCUCUGCAGUGAUUUUUAUACCUUUCCUUCCAAAGCUUCUUGCAAUCCUACCAACAUGUUUUAUUGACUACAAUUCUCUUUCAAAUAAUUUACAAAUUUAGUCCAGUCCUUGAGGAACUUCUGGUCCCGCUGUUCUCGGAUUCUUCCCGUCAUUUUGGCCAGUUCCGCAUACUCCAUUAACUUCAGUUGCCAUUCUUCCUUUGUCAGUAAUUCCUCUUGUUUCCACUUCUGUGCUAAUAAAAUUCUUGCUGCAGUUGUUGCAUAUAGGAAAAGCUUAGUAUCUUGUCUGUUAAUGUCUGUACCUACAAUUCCCAGUAGAAAAGCUUCCUGUUUUUCAGUACAGUGGAUGCUCGGGUUGCGAAUGUGAUCCGUGCGGGAGGCACGUUCGUAACCCACAGCGCCGCGUCUGCACAUGCGCGGGUUGCAAUUCGGUGCUUCUGCGCAUGUGCAAAGUGCGAUUUAGCGCUUCUGCACGAGCGCCAAAACCCGGAAGUAACCCGUUCCGGUACUUCCGGGUUUCGGUGCAUCUGUAACCCGAAAACUCGCAACCUGAAGCGUCUGUAACCCAAGGUAUGACUGUAUAUGUAUAUUUCAACAUUUUCUUAAUUUCAUUAUAUAUCAUAUUCCAGAAGCAUUUCCCUUUCUUACAAUCCCACCACACAGUGUUAUUGGACUCCUGCUCCCAUCAUCCCUGACUACUGGCCACAUUAGCUGAGGGCUGAUGAGAGUUAGAGUCAAAUGACAUCUGGAGGGCCAGACUCUCCACUCACAAUUUGUGAAGUGGGCCUAAAUUGUGAAAAGCUGUAGACGAAGUGGUUUGUCCAAUUGAGGAACGUUGGUUUUUAGGAGUUUCCAGAGGAACUGGACACAAUUCUGAUGGACAAAGCAAAACCAUUAAAAAAAAAGUUAUUUCAAAAAAGCAGCAUAGAAGUCAAGACCUUGGCUAUUUAAUGGGCAAGUCAAGGCUCACAAUUCAUCAUGAAGUCUAAUUACCUUUGUUGCUCUACUUUAUUACGCUUUAUUGUGGACUCUGGGCAUAAUUGCAUCUGUGUCUAGGAAGUUUUAGUGCUUGUCACCUGCAAAGACAUUCUGCCCUUGGUGCAGGUUCUGCAAGCCCCUAUGAAAACGUAGCCCUGAAAAAGAUCCAAGCAAUUUAAACAGCCAUUGUUACUUGAUUCCAGCUUAAAUUACAGAGCGAAAUGCUAAACAUUUCAGUCCUCUUUGGGACAUUAUCAACUCAUUUAUCCAGAGUGGGAUGUGAUAUACUGCUAGGCUGGCAGAUAACACAGCAAAUAAAGGCUCUUUCAAAUAGUAGUUCUUAAAGAAGAAACGUGAUCUCUGCUUGGAAUAAUGAGGAAAAACAGGCGAGCAUAAAGAGGUGAAUCGAGUUGAUCUGAUACCUUUCUUUUUAACUGCAAAUUUUCUGUGGCAGCAUAAAUGAGUUGAAAAAGAUACACUUUCAUGCCUACUGACUUGUAUUUAGAUUGAUAUUUAGAUAGGCUUCAAAGCUAAUUACAAAAAAGUAACUAGAAUUCAUAUCUGAGGAUUAGUAUCCAUAUAUUUGCAACAAAUGCAAAAAUUAAAUUUGGGUCACCAUCUGCUUAUACAGUGGUGCCUCGCAAGACGAAAUUAAUCCGUUCCGCGAGUAUCUUCGUCUAGCAGUUUUUUCGUCUUGCGAAGCAACCCUAUUAGCGGCUUAGCGGAUUAGCGCUAUUAGCGGUUUAGCGGCUAUUUAGCUGCUAAAAGGCUAUUAGCGGCUUAGCGGCUUAGAAAAGGGGGGGGGAGCGAAAAAAAAUCUCAAGACUCGCAAGACAUUUUCGUCUUGCGAAGCAAGCCCAUAGGGAAAUUCGUCCUGCGAAGCAAGCCCAUAGGGAAAUUCGUCCUGCGAAGCGCAUCGAAAAACGGAAAACCCUUUCGUCUAGCGGGUUUUCCGUCUUGCGAGGCAUUCGUCUUGCGGGGCACCACUGUACCCUGGCCUUUCUUUUUCAGGUGGGUGGGGUACAAACAGGACCUAUAACAAAAUGUUGAUAUUUUAUCUGUACCACCUAACAAAAGUGCUCAGCUUCCCAGCCAGCUUUGUCUCCUGGAGGACACUCCAUUUCACCACUAUGUCCUUUUUGUUGUUGCUGCUGCUUUUUCUUAUCCCCAUUGGAGGAGGGCCUUCUUUCAAAUGUCCUCACCUGCAUACAACAGGUGCUCUUUUGGACAGUUUGUGCAAUUUUGGUUGCAAUCCAAUCAAUCAAUCAAUCAAUCAAUCAAUGGGACUUACUUCAGAAUAGAAAUAUGUAGACUUUCACUGCUCAUUUAUUGCUUGUGACUUUUCCUCCCUCUUUUUAUUUUUAUUUUUAAAUACAAACUUAGAUGUGUGUUCUUAAGGGGAGGGGACCCAUUCCUGCUCAUAUACAGUGGUACCUCUAGGUACGAAUGGGAUCCGUUCCAGAGCCCCGUUCGCAUCUAGAGGUAAAUGUAACUAGCGACGGCACAUCUGCGCACGCGCACAUCGCUUUUCAUCACUUCUGCGCAUGCGCGUGACGUCAUUUUGAGCGUCUGCGCAUGCGCAAGCGGCGAAACCCGGAAGUAACACGCUCCGUUACUUCCAGGUUGCCGAGGAGCGCAACUCGAACAUGCUCAACUCGAAGCAUAUUUAACCCGAGGUAUGGCUGUAAUAGUAAUUGGUUUGUGUUGUGGUUUUGUUUCGUUUUUUGUUUGUUUGUUUGUUUGUUUGUUUUUGUGGGGUUUUUUUACAUGGGCCUUUUAUUGACAGGCUGUUAACUGCCUUGGAUAUUGCACUUAAUGGAAGAAAGGCAGUAAAAUCAAAUAACUACACGGGAUGUUUAAGAUAAAUACCAGGUGGCCUGGCUCACAAUCUUUUAGCUUUCAAACAGGUGUACAGAUGAAAUGAAUGGGAGAAGGUGGUCCUUUUGCUCAAGAGCAGAGGACGUCCAGAAGGACAUGAGCAUGGAUGCAUGGCCAGCCACAGGGUUGGCACAGGAAUUCCUUGGCAGAAGCCCGGGUGGCUUGGAAGCCGGCACAAAGCAGCUUGUUGGGGAAGGAGGCUUGGCAGAGCACAAAACCUCCUCUAGCCCCAUAAUCUCAUUUGGAGUAAAGUGAUCCCAGCACUCCAGCCAAGAUGGCUUGUGGCUUUUGUGGGGAUGAAUGCAGCAGAUGUUAAAUCACAGGAGAAUGUUAGCCCUUUGCUUGUUGGCUACCUCCUAGCCUUGUGGCUUUCGAGCUCAAUACUGAAAUGUAACUGGUGGGGCUUUGAUUAGGAAAGGAAAAGCCUGCCCAAAAAUUGCAGCUCCCCACCCCCUGGCCAUCUUCUCUCUCCUUUAUGCCAGUAGGCAAGAUGGUUCGUGUCAAGGGGGAAGAGGUGAAAAUUAUAGGGUGUCGAGAGAUCCAAGUGCAGAUCAGACUGAAGCAGCUACACCCUUCUGAGACAAUGCACUGGAAGGAUGUGCCUAGGAGGGGCCUGGGCUUGGGAGUUCCGCUCUCUGUGAGCUGUGGGGAACGGGAUGCCAUUCCAAGGAAGGAGGAGGUAAGGUGAAGAAGGUGGAAUACUCCCAGCUGGCGCCUCAUGCCCUGAGGACCACUUAAGUCAGGAAGCCUGCCCUUCCAGCCUAGUUGAGACCUAUUGGACUCCACGAGGCUGAAUUAGAUCAAGUGCCUACAGACUGGCUACAUCUGUGCAGCGCAGCACUGUGCUGGAAAAAAAUGCAACGCUUGCUCAACUACAAAAUCUGGUUAUUUCAUGCAAACAUCAUUUUAAUGAAGGCUUUCUCUUAGUUAAUUGCCCUUUGACUAAUUCACUUAGCUGACCUUUUUCUAAAAGAACAAAACACCAAAUCACAGAAUCGCUCUGUUCCUUUCGAAAGACCUUUGCAUCGUACUUGCUUGCCUCUUUAUGUGACCUCCAUCUGCAGGGUGUUUAAUUAAGCCUACCUUACGGACACCUCCAGUAUGGUACACCUUGCUCACUCCUGAUGCAUUUGUGGCACUCAGGACACUUCCAGGCUGUUCCUACAUUUGAGAGGGAUUCAGUCACAUACUGGCAGAAGCACCUUGUGCAAUUGCAGUGGUCUGGAGAUCUCGCUCAACAAACCAGCUCAGACUAAAUUUCAGCCAUGUGUAGGGUUGGCUUGGUGGCUGCUUCUGCUUUGCACCUUAUGCUCAAGAGGGGGUGAUUUGAAACUCCCCCUUCCACACACCAAUUUACUACGCUGUUCCAGGUCUGUAUUUCAGACUUAAACACCGUUGAGUAUGGGCUAGCAGGGGAAGAGUUAAGCCUGUUCUCUGCAUUAUUUUUUUUUAUCCAUUGCAAAUGCUUUCCUCUCCUGGAAGUGUAUUUGCAAGGGGACAGACAGUUCCUGUCAGGCUAAUGUUGCAAGAGAAGGGCUGUCCUGUAACCUUUAGUAUGUCCUUAAAAAAUUCUGGAGUAUGUUUCCAUUUCCCUACCAUAUGCAGUUCUUGAUUUCUCAAGCACAUGAGCCUGUCAGAAACUUGCACCUUCCCCCAGAUGGUAUGCAAUCAUAUAGUUUGACCUAACCAUGUGGUGUGAGACAGUGUGGUGUAGUGGUUAUAAUAUUGGACAAAGGCCUGGGAGGAUGGGGUUUAAAUCCCUACUCAGCCACAAGACUUGCUGGGUCACCUUUGGCCAGUCACCUUCUCUUAGCUCAAACUACCUCACAGGUUUGUAGUGAGGAUAAAAUGGGGAAGGUGGAAGUGCCAUGUGCAUUACCUUGAGCUCCUUGGUAGAAAGGCAGACGUUUAAUAAGAAAUGCCUAAAAUAGGUAGCAAAGAGUACCAUGCUAGAAAUAUCUAGGAUGGCAGAAACCACGCCACUCCAGAUAAUGUUUAAACGGGAAUUGAGUAAUUCUUUCUCACUGCAGGUUAUCAAAAUAGAUGACCCCCUUUAUCUUUUUCCCCCCAGAAGUGCGACCUUACUUGGUCUUGAAGUAAACCAAGGCCUGGUUCAUUGCAAUCUCUAGGAGAGUUAUCAGGGCAGAAAUUUGUGCCUUGCCUGUUUGUCAUCUUCACUUAAAAUUUAGCUGAGCAAAAAACAAUUCGUUACAUACAUACAGCUUGGGGCCUGUUGCUUCUGAAGCUGCUGUGGUGGGGGUAGAACUAACAGGGUUUAAAAAGCACAUAAGGCCUUGCUUAGUGGGCAGAGUAGCUUUGAGUACCAUGUAUCUGGAUUUCCCACCUGCUUCAGCCACAACAGGCAUUUGUUGCAUUCUGGCAUUGCUAAAUUCUGUGGUAUGGGAAGAAGCAGGACCCCAGGAAGACCAUGAUAAACAAAGGGUGACACUCGACCCUAUCUCUCAGACUUAGUGGCCUCACGAUGGUCUUUCCAAGUGCAUAUUAAGAAGAGGAAGGUGGGUAUUAUUAGGGUUUAAAGUGCAGGAUUGGGAUCUGAAGGCUAUUCUUAGCUCUGCUUCUAACUUCCUGGCUGAAAUCCCAGCUUUGCUCAAAGUCGGUAGGAGCCUGCCGUUAACUUCUGUGAAGCCAAGCUCUAAGGACACCCAGAUCCCAAAUCAGGGAGGCAGAAGUUCACCCAAAAAUGUCAGGUUGCAAGCCAAUGGUUAUUUUUGUGGAGCAAGGGAAAUGAGCACUCUUAUUACUGCAAAGGCAUGAGCCUUGGGUCGUGCUUCAGUAGUUGGAUACAGAGGCUAUACAGAAGCAGGUAUCAUCCACACAUUUUGGCUUGGGUUUGCUAGCCGUGUUUUGUCCCUACCUUUUUCAGAGUCUUCUGUGCAACUCAGAGAACUUGGAGGGGUGUGUGUGGAAUGAUGGAGUGGCCUCUCCUAUGGUCCUGGGCUUUAGAGCACAUGGAAGCACUUCCACAGACUCCCAGGCUGAGCACAAUGAGAUUAACUCCUCCUGAGACUUGGAAAGGGGAGGCGGAGUUAAUAGCAAUAAUUACAAGUAAAAAUAAAUAAAAUACAUCUGCCAUGGAGUCUAGCCGAGGCUGAACCAUCAUAGGUAGCCCUAAAUGCUCCUUUAUUCAUUUGGUAUGUUAGCACUCCUUCUAAUAGCAGACUUUGCUGGUGAGCGCUGACAGGAUUGUAGCCAAAAUUGAGGCCUAGAAACAAGAGAGGGAGAUAUCAGGAUGCAUGGGGGAUCCAAUGAUGUCAAAAAGUUUAAAAAAAAACUAUUGGUUUUACUCUCUCUCUCUCUCUCUCUCUCUCUCUCUCUCUCUCUCUGUCUGUCUCUGUCUCAGACCGAAAACUAAUACCCCAAACAGCCCAGUGAGGGCUGAGCAUUCUCAGUGACCACAUAAUUCCAGGGGUCUGUUGUAGCAGGUAGGGAAUAGAAAACUGGCAGGGAGGGCAAAAGGAAUGGAGUAUCCUCAGGCUGGUUGGUUGGCUGGCUGGCCAGCACACUGAACAGGAACACUUCACACUGCAGCAUUUUGUUGCAGGUUGUACUAGUAUGUCAUUCUUAGGUUAAAGUGCUAAUAAUUGCACUCAGCUAUCAGUUUUAAGACACCAAACCCUAAUAAAAAUUACGGGGUUCUCAUCACCCCAAAUCUGAACUCAGAAAUGUCAAAAAUGUGGAACAGCUCUGGCAUGUCAUUUGGCCGAUCCUAUAAAUGGUUGAAAGAUUUUUCUCUGUGUUAUUGUUCAGCUCUGUUCCUGUUUAAUUGCAGCUUUCCUGUGGGUUGCAGGUUAUAUAAGAAUGUAGACGUUUCCUGAUUACUGUCUAGCAGAAUAUCUGAGCCCUAGCUUAACAUGACAUGUUUGGCAUUUGGAUGACAAUGAAAAUCUUCAUAUAUGGAAAACAAUCCAGUUUCCAUGGCCUCCUCGUGCCUACUCUAAAGGCACGCUUUGGUAGCUAAGGACAUUUCCUUACAGUUAUCCCAAUCUGAUGUGCUAUAAAAUUAACCCAGCAAAGGCUCUGCCAGGCAAUGUUCUGAUCACUCAGGCCUGAAACUAUAUUUCAUCCCAGUCAACCUGUUCUCCACACACUCAGGGAGCUGCCAUGGUUUUCAUUGUGUUUCCCCGUGCCCCCUGCCUCCACCCGCCCUUUUAUACUCUCGGCUGGCCCCUUUUGCAGCCAGGAUGUUUUUUUUCUUGCCAUUUUAUUGUUCCAGUGACCUAGCAACUCUGCACCGGUGGACUCUUGCCAGUCAACUUCCUCUCUGAGCUGCCUGACAGACUCCAACGAUGUUGCCAUCAGAAAUGAGUAGAAGUUGAAAUGGUGACAAAAUAGGGUCUCUCUCUCUCUCUCUCUCUCUCUCUCUCUCUCUCUCUUAUAAUUCCUACUCAUCCACAUUAUUCCUCGGUUGUUGUGGUGGCUGUGGUUCUUCUUCUUAUUGUUAUUAAAGCCCUAAGCAUCAAUUCUGUUUUACCAGGAAAAGAAAGAGUUCACAAGAGAAUUCCAAAUGGGAAUAUAGAUACUGGGUGGAGUAACAUUUUAAACAAGCAAGAAAAUCCAUUUAUACCAGAAUGAACUUUGCUAAUCUUGAGCACUGUCAAGAAGAUAAGCUGAAAAGCACGUCAAUAAAGCAAAAUCAUAUGCAGAAUUUAUAGAAAGAUGCCUUGGUGUUCAUUAUGCACCAGAAAACAAUAGUUAUAACCAACCAAUGUCUAUUGACGAUUCUGAAUAGAAAGGGGUCUGUUAGCAGAAAAAAUAUUGCUGUAGAUUGAGACUGUGCCCAAAAACCAACACAGCACCUAUGCUGGUCUUAUGCUGAACAUUUUUUAGCAUUCACAAAACAUGGAGAGUCCCUCUUUCAAGUAUUAUUCAAAAAGAAAUAAUGGAUUGGCAACCUUUUUAAUUUUUGUAGACUUAGAACAUAAUAAUAUUGAUGAUGGUGGUGAUUAAUAAUUCCUUAGAGGUGCAUUGGCUCAUUAUGAGUUUUUAAUGCAUGGAGGCUAGCCCUUUUAAUAGGUUCUCCUCUUCUCCUGUGCAUUUAAACCAGUUUCUAGUCUACUCUGUGGUAAUUUUCUCUCUCUCUUUCUGUGGUGGGCUGUGAGACCUACUUGGAUUUAUCUGGCAUUGGCGUCCUCUCCUUGCUUGUUUUCCUAGGAACAAAAUGGAGAGACAUUCCAAAUGAAGUGAUCUGCAUAAGUAAAUAGGAAUGUGGAUUGUCAAUAAGAAGUAUAGAGUAUUAUGCAGAGAAAACUGCAUGUAAUUCAACAAAUGCAAUACCAAAACAGAUUUGUAUAUAUUUUGAUAAAUGCCACCUGUAAAACAAAACAUGCAGCACUGUUGUUGAUUUUAGGAUGCUACAGUCAAGCAGAUUGCAAGUGCCACAUUUAUAUGCCCAAAUGGAACCACAGAUUCUCAUGAAAGGCACCAGUGCUUCCUGUGAACUUCCCAGUGGCCUGUGUGUGCUCCCAAGGCAUGUGUGUGGCAGCUCUCUCUCUAAGUGUGAACCUGUCUUCAGAAACCAAAACAAAUGACAAAAUAAUUACAUUCCCAGAAUUUCAAAGCCCAUUAGACUGGGCUUGGUGCCGGUUGCUCAAUAUUCAAGGUUUACAAAUAAUGUGAAAUAAACGUGCUGUGGCUGCGCACGUGCCAGAGUGUGGCCUGCAUGAGACCAUGCUGGUGCAGCUUAUUAAAAAAAUAGUGGUACUUGUAUGUGGUCUGUCCAUGUGGUUUCCAUUGUUUCCCUCUGUGCUGAACAGGUUGCCUGUCCCACUAAGGAAAGGGUUAAUUGCAUUCCCCUGCUUAUCAGAGAAAACAGUGCACCCUUUUUAAGGAAUAUUCUCCACAUGCUGAGGACGCUGUAGAAUUGGUUUUCUGCUUUGAGGAUUUUUCUCAGUGCUGCUCCUUUCAGGGAAAGAACACGGAAGGAAACUGAAAGAGUCCAGAUUUAGGACCGAAGCUUUUGUUCGCACAGCACAAACUCGCUUGGCUCCAAAACGGCCUCCACCCAUAAUCAUUACAUCCGCAGCAGUGUUUGAAAAACACAGUCCAGAGAGCUGCUUUCCUAGUAGCUGAUAAAGGAGUGGGCUGCUAAAGUGUGUGCUGCCUCCCCAUGAAGCAGGAGAGGCCGACUGUCUUCUUUAUUAUUCUUUUCAGCCUAAACCUUACUGCUAAAGGUUUCCUACACAGACUGAGGAAUGAGGGAAUACAUAUUUUCUUCUGUGACACUCUCUCUCUCUCUCUCUCUCUCUCUCUCUCUCUCGUGUGAAGACUUACUGUGGAUUUUGCCAGAUUGCAAACAUUACUUUUACAGUUUCAGUUACUUUUCUCAUGAGAUUCUCUUUUUGUUCAGUGCGGUUUAAUUUCCAGAAAGAUGAAGAACACAUAACAUAUCUUUUUAGCUUUAAGGUUGCCAGAUGCUCCUUUACUUAGAAGACACCCUUUCUUGAGAAGGGAGUAACCAACCACUUCAUAGCAUGGCAUUUGCAUUAAGUACAAACAUGCACCUCUCAUUUCAGAGACCACAAAGAUUGAGGGCCAGAAGAACAGACAUGGUUCCUGCUAGAGAUGUGUGAUGCCCCCCACCUCACCCCCCCCCAUUCUCUGCCCUUGAAUCAGUGCAUAAGCUAGAGUACUGGAUAUAGUUUAGGGAGAUCCAAGUAUAAAUUGUAUUCAUAAAUGAUGCUCAGAGGAUACCUUUGGGCCAGUCACUUUCUCUAAACUACCUCAUAAGACUAUUGUGAGGGUAAAGCGUUGGUUGGGGUGGGAGAGACCAUGUACACUGUCCUGAGGAAGAGAGGGGGGGAAAUGUAAUAAACAGCAAAUGAAGGGAACAAAGUUGCGUAGAGUGACUCUCGGUGACCCUCUACAGCUAUGAAACUUGUAAACUAGGGAGGUUUAAAUUUAAAGUGUGAGUGAGCCAAAAUACACCCACCAACCAUGCUCUCUAUUGACUGUAUAUUAGGCAAGCUAAUGAAGAGGUCUUACUCAGCUACUGACAGUACAUGGGAUGAUACCCUGAUCAGGCCAUUUCCCAAGUUUGCUAAAUGUUUAGCUGGUGGAUAGGCAGGCCUUGCCUACAUAGCCUCACAAUCACCUCAUGUGUGUCUUCUUGAUAAGAGUUACGAUAUGGUUAAAUUUUAUUUCAUUUUAACUGGUUGUUUUCUUAAUCUAUGUUUUCAAUUUGUUAAAGCACAGCCUGAGUCUUUGCGAUGGAGAGGACUAGAAACCUAAGUAAAUGAUUAAUCCCUUCUUUUAUUCAAUAAGAUUUGCUAAUCAAAUUCCUUGUGCAUCAUAAUGUUGAAAAUAUAAUGCUGUGUAAACAGCACAUUUAUACUGGAUUGUGUCCCCCAAUCCAUACACGCAUACACUUUUGUAGCCAUUGAAGGGUGGAAUCUGCCAAGGACAAAUUGUGGGGAAGGAGUUGAUUAUCUUUAACCUACUGAGUGAUAUAAUUUUCCACUUUUUGUCUCUGAAUGUUUAAUUUGCAAAUGUGUUUUGAAAGGAUAACUGCAGAAGACUAACUCUGAAGUAUUCAACCAUUCAAAAUUUGAAUAAAUCAGAACUCAGAACUUCAGUUCUCUACUCAGCAGAGUUGCUUAUCCUGGCAUCCUAGCUGAAAAGCAAACACUUUUCUCUAAUUCCCUUCUGCAAGUCUUCCAGUUAGCCUUUAUAUUCUGCCCAGAAAUGUUUCAAAAAGUUUUGUUUCAUUUUCCCGAUGUAGUAACAAAUACACACAAAAGGAAAGGGUGGGGAAAUGAAGGGGCAAAUAAAAAUAAUAUAAUUGUACCAAUACAAAGUAUCCUGUUACAGAUCAGAUAUGCAUUUUAAAAAUAAUAAGAAUACUGUAUACACAGAAAUGAAAAAUACAGUUUCCCUUGUCAGCAGAUGCCAUAAAUAAGUUAAUAGAGCAGGGAUGCAUGCAAUACCAAAGGGGUAUGUAUAAAUUAAUUAAACUCAUAAAUUAAGCCUAUCUGGCCUGUUACACAUUGAUUUCAUAGAGUCUGUGAAAUUUAGAAAAGGUAGCCAUCUUUCUUUCUUUUUAAAACCCUACAAUGUUGGGUUUAAAGUUCCUAAAAUGUUUAUAAUAUUUUCAUUUAACAGCUGCCACAUUCCAAUACUUCCAUUCGGUAAUCCCCCUUUUUAGGAGUCUCACUUAUGGGAGUUAAUUUGAGCUUUGCUAUCAAAUUGAGCAGGAACAGGAUUUGAGUUGUGAGCUUAUCAGACUAUACAAGUUAAGUAGGGUCAGGCCUCAACAAGUCUUAGUGGCUGCCCUUUGCAGAAAUGGAGCGAGAGGAUUCAGACUCUAUGUGCCUUUGACCUCUGUGAAAAUAAAGAUUUAAGUCGUAUGGUAAUGUUAGUCAGCUUCCUGCUGUUUGAGGCAUGAACGAAACCUGUAAUCAACUGGAGCACAUAAGGAACAUAAUUUUGGGGAUAUAUCUCUGUACUUUAUUUAAAAGGCUUGUAUUCCACUUUUCAGAACAGUCAGCCCACAAAGUGGCUUCCGAUCCCUGAAAUACACUAGUAACAAUCAUUAAAAUACAAAAGUAAAACUGUUGAAUCUGAUUACAGUCAGACAAUUAAACACAGACUAAAAUAGGCUGAAACCAGCAUUGGAUAUGCAUGGCCCAACCAUUCUACCAAUCUCACAUUUUAAUCCUCAAAGGCCAUUCUAAAACAGCACACUUUUAGAGCUCAUUUAAAAGAGCUGAGUGACAUGGCUUGCCUGAUGUCCCCCUGGAACUGAGUUCUAUAAAGGGGAGGGGAGACCACAGAAAUGGCCCUGCUCCUUGAAAGUGACAGGUAAAUAACUGUUGGCAUCAUUGUCUGCUUGACCAUCUCUUGCAGGGCAACCACAUAAUUGGGAAUGGUAGAAGAGGCAGGGCUGGUGCUGCUGACAGAUGAACACAUGUCAUAGAUUUAAAGGCAACUAUCUUGAACUAACUUCCAAGGAAAUGUUCAUGGGGGUUGGGCUGAACAGAACUCAGACUGAUUUAUAAAUAACGCAAAUAGCAGCUGUAAAUUCAAUGGCAAGAGUAAAAAAUAUAUGAUGAAGUCCAUUGUAAUGUGCUAUACAAAUAGAUCACAUCCAUUAUGUGUUGUUUUAAGAACUUCACAAUCCAGUCAAACAGCUAAAGUGGAAACCCAGAAGUUGGGUUAAAAGCAGAAUCUGUUUAUGCUGGAUGCAUUAUAACAGUAUCACAAAUGUGUAGGAGGAAGUAGCAUUUAUAAUAGGCAAGUCUGGUAAUCAUCACAACUCAUGUUGUAGUUAUAACUCGGGAAGAAAGCCACAGAUACCGAAGGCUGUGCGAUAAUUUCAUAUUGCAACUAAAUUAAUUUAUCUCAACAAGAGGAGAGGGUGGACACCAUUUCUGCUCAAAUCAGGAGGCAGUGGCUUUGUAUGUGACAAAAAAAAUUAUAACUGAACUUUACCUCUAUGUAGAGGGAGUUACUUAUAUAAGAGGCCAUUGUAACUUCUGCUUAGCUAAUCUAUCUCAAAAGACCAGAUUUCCUAUUACUUGUUACUUUCCUCAAUGUUAUAAGAUCUGCAUCUAGAUUGGAAUUGCUUUUUAGGUGUUCUAAUUGUUUAAUCACUUGUACACUUGCUACCCUCUUUUGCAGGAUGGGGGGUGGGGAAUAUAAGUUUAAUAAACAAAUAGUAGGAUAAGGAUGUCUUUCUCAUGCACUUGAUCUAGAGCGUGAAGGAGCCAAAACUUUACUAAGGCUAUAUAUACAUAAAAUGCAGUGAGGAUCAUCCAUCACAAAUCUUAAAAACAACCGUAACUAAAGACAACGAUAGAAACAAACAACUAAAAUUAGGGGUAAACAGUACCACUUGUAUAGCAUCAGAAAUACAACAAACUAGGCAUCAGCAGGGCCAGCCCAAGACUGAUACAAAGAAUGAGUUCACUGUUGGUAUAGAUCAGUGGUGGCCAAACUUGGUCCUCCAGCUGGUUUUGGACUACAACUCCCAUCAUCCCAAGCUAACAGGACAAGUGGCCAGGGAUGAUAGGAAUUGUAGUCCCAAAACAGGUGGAGGGCCAAGUUUGGCCAUAGCUGGUAUAGAUGAUAUCAUAACCGAUUUGAUGAUGCCACUCUUUAAAAUUCUGACUACAUCUCCGUAUAUGUGCGCAUGGACACACACUGAGAGAAAGUGGAAGCGAGUGAGAGAACAAGCAAGAAAGCAUAACACAACCUUAAAGGGAAAAUCGUGUGGGAGGACUAUCAACACUUUCCAGAACUUCUGUGUCACAAAAGAGCAUGUGAUUCCACCCGGAUAAGGCAUUAAUGUGUCACUGAGCAGUCAAGUCUGAUGGCUCGUUCCUCAAAACAUUUGGAAGGAGGGAUGGAAGUCGCAUACAUUUUUGCAUGCCCACACGCAUACCCAACUUUUUCUGCUUGAGUGCUGCUAAAAAGGGACUAUGGUCUACAUUACAUUCCAGGCAUUGAGUUACAAAUGCAUGUGUUGCACAGCCUGCUAGGUUUUCGAAUUUCUAGAGCAAACUGGCCCCGGCAAGCAGCUUGUUGUCUGGGGGCAUGAUUUGUUGGUGUGACACUGUCAGAUAUGAGCACUCUGGACACUCAUGUGUGCUGGCUCUGGAAUGUUGAUAACAGUAACCGAACGCACAGGCUUCUCACAGAUGAAGGGAACCUACAGGACAGGGUUUGCCAGACCACCGUUGUUAUGAGAAUAGACUUGGCUUUGCCUUGUAUGGUCCUAGAAGAGAUUCUGAAUCCAGGAAUACAUUAUCCAGGAAGCACAUCUCCCCGUCUCUGUGUUUAAGCUGAAACAUCUUUACAUAUGGAUAACUUGUGGGUUUCCCAAAGGCAUCUGGCUGGCUACUGUGAGAACAGGAUGUUGGACCAUAUGGGCCAUUGGCUGGAUCCAGCAAAGCUAUUCUUAUGCUCUUAUGUUCUUAACUUGCAAGGAUUGUGGGCUUCGCUAAAGCAUGAUCACCACUGGUAAUGAUCACCAACUGUUUGCAGCCUACCCAUGGUCUCUUGGAAAGAUGUUAAAAAUAAUUAGGAGGAUAAAUUAGGUCAACAGGGUGUAAUUACAAAGCUGGGAUACAUUCCAAAGUGCAGUAAUUCAUGCAGCUAUGACUGCCAGGGGCAGGGGAUAUGAAAACAAAGGAUUCGGUGGUGGUGUAGUGUCUGUUGCUAGAGAACUAUUGGCUCUGGGAUGAUAUGAAAAAAUUAAUGCCCAGUGUUUUUUGCUGCUGCAUUGCUAUUGGUAGUCUGAAAUGAGAAAUGAGUGGAAACCCAAGAUGAUUCACAUGAGAUGUGAUGGGCAUGCACAUACAUACAUUCUCCCUUCCUCUCUGUUUUUGUUCACACAUGCAAACACAUAAGCACAGGAACACACACGAACAUAACAACCAUCUGCCGUCCGCUAAUAAAUUUGUGACUUGUCCAGGGUAAUUAGGAUCAGACCUGGUUUUGCUUCUGUUUUAAUGAUCUUUUUUUCUCCCUUCCAGCCAUUAUGAGCAGCGAAAGUUCCAACAUCGAAACAAGGACUUCCAGCUCUCAUGCACACAGUACAGAUGCCUUCAGUGCCCUUGGCAGUGUCGAAGGAAGGACACUGUGGACGAUAACCGACAGUGCUUCUGUGUCUACAGCCAGAAAAAGAAACUCUGCUUAUAUUGAAAUGAUCAGGUCUGGAGAUACAGCUCAGCAGUCAUCUUCGGUGAUGGAGGCCAGUAGAGCUGAUACCUCACCAAGUUCCUUGGAUAUUGCUGGAUUUGAAACAGGGACUUUGAGGAUACAUUCUCCCAGGACACCCGUUUCUUCACUUUCAGAGGAUAAUCACCCAAGUGAGUUCCACCAUCAAAAGUCUUUUUGUAUUUGAAUGGACUGACAAACCCUGAGAAAAUACCUGAAACAAUAAAGCUGAAUGGGUGUGUGUAAGAAUAAGGAGAAGUUGGAUGAGGCACAGAUUAAUUUGAAAGGCUAUGGUCAUUCCUUUGUUAACGAUUAGAUGUACAAACAUACAGGUGUUUAAUGGUGUUUGUAAUCAUUAAAUUAUACAUGUUUGUAGUUAGUCUUAGUUGAAUUUCAUUGAAAAUGAAAACAAAUGGAAUCUGAGACACCCCCCUUUUCAAGCAAAGGUAUGAAUAAGAUGCCACACAAAGCUGAACCUACAUACAUUUAUGCAAAUAACGAAUUUUGUAUAUAUUCACCUAUUUUGCAAGAUUUACCCUCCAGUAGCUUUUUUGUGUAAUGCCCAAGUAUAAUAUAGUUAUUGCAAGUUCUGUACAGUUCUCGACACCGGAUGUAAUUCAAGACAUCAGAUGGAUGGAAGCCAUGGUUCCACCUCAAAUACCAAAUUGUUAGAGCCUGACAGGGUUUAAUUUUCUCAUUUCAUAUUUACAGUUACUGGGAGCAGCCACCAUAUAGAUAGAAGGUGGGAUGCAGACAGCACAACAUCCAGUUUGCAUAUCAUCAGCACAGACAGUUCAACAACAGCCAACAGAGGCACAGAAAGGACUUCACAGUUUCUUACAGACAGUGUCGCUCUGAUUGAUUCAUCAAGAAAAGACCCAGUUUCUCAGAGGGAAGUCACCACCUUUCCUGAUCGAACCCAGUUCCCAUCUCAUGCAACACAUUCCAGAGGAAGAAGUAACACAUCAAAGGUCACACAAUUUCCUGAUUCUUCAGCAAGGAUUCGGCUUGCCCAGUCUUACUUGCCUCCAAAGACUAGUAUGUUGUUGUUUUUUCUGUUCCAAAUGACUACUUCUUAAUGAAUUCCCAUAGAGAAAUAAUAGCAUUAUACUGUUUUAGAACUGCUGUAGUGUAAUGCCAUGUGUGCUGUGAGCCAGGAAGUUGCUGCAGAUUUUAUCUCAGCUGAGCAAAUAUUGGUGGCGACAGGGAAGCCACUAUUUCUCAGCCUCCUUGCAUCUCAGGUAUUGGGAUGAUACUUGGCUAUCUUGCAGAGCUUUUGAAAGGAUUCCUGAGAUAAUAAAUGUGAAAACUUUAACCUCUCUAGUAUGUUCCAAAAUGCAAAGGAUUGUUUAUGAUUACUUUGAGGGGGUUUUCUCCAGAAGUGGUAAGGCAAGUCACCAUUACGAUUUGAGGACUUAGAUCAGGCUUCCUCAACCUCGGCCCUCCAGAUGUUUUGAGACUACCUUUCCCAGUAUCCCUGACCACUGGUCCUGCUAGCUAGGGAUCAUGGGAGUUGUAGGCCAAAAACAUCUAGAGGGCCGAGGUUGAGGAAGCCUGGACUAGAUUUUUGGCAUGCCGUUCAAAAAUGACAACAGAAACUAUGUUGAUAUUUUAUGUGAAAUUAAAAAAAUUGUCGUUCUAUGUCAUGGUAGUAUGUUGAUGGUGGAUAACAAGAUUCCUCACUGAAAUUCAUAAAGCAGAGCAUGAUGAAGCUAUCCAUUCCUUGUUGUUAAUCACCAGCAUGGAUAGUAUACUUUUGGUAAAGACUGAGGUUCCCAUCUGGGGUUUCAUGACUAGUAACCACUGGAAGACAUCUUUUCCACUUAUAGGAAAAAGGUAGAUGGAAAGGGGAAGAUGGUUCCUAUGUUUUUAAUAGUUGUGCAAAAGAAGAAAUUUUACCAGAAAUUUUGGAGAGUUGAUUUAGGUUCUAGACUGGUGACUCCUGAUAAGACAAAAGUGGAAGAGAUGCAAUGUGGGGAAAAUCCUACUGCUUCUACACAGUAUCCCUUUUCUUUAGAAUCACCUUCUUUUGUUCACUCACAUUUCUUACCAUGUUUUUUCAGACUCCCACCUCCCUCUGCAUGAGAAGGCACAGUUUUAGCACCAGCAAUCAGCAAAGCACUAUUAAUGCUUUUCAGAACUUCUGUGCCUUUAAAUGGAACACUUCCUCUUUACCCAUUUUAUUGCUUCCUGUUGAUCCAAGCUGGGAUUUUAUUUGUUCACCUCUUGAAUAGCCUUUCCCAAUUUAUUUCUUUUAUUAAUUUGCUACCCAACCCUUCCUCCCAAAGGAGCCCAGGACAGCAAAACAAGAAAGCAACACAAUUCAAUUGCCCCACUGUCAGUUUCUCUUCCAGGUGGUGGUGGAGUUUACUACUGAUCAUUGACUUAGCUCUGGUUUCGUUGCUAAGAAAGGGAGAAAACCAACAAGUGAGACAGGCAGGGGUAGAGUAAAAAAGGGAUGGGCAGAAGAAGCAUUUGCUGCCUCAUAUUCUGCUGAUGAAAUCUGUGCAUUCUUUGGGUUGGGACCCGGUAGGAAGAAAAGAGUGAGUGAAUGGGGAUGCCAAGACUUGGGAGCACUGCUUCCAUUUAUUGGCAAAGAGGCCAUCUCUUUAUUUGUGUCUUAUCAAAUUCUGCCUUAUUAAAGUCUUGUUAUAAUAAUGCAUAGAGUUAUAGUGUCACUCUGAGGAGGAGCUUCCAGCUGAAAAUGGAUUGCAUCACAAUAGUAACACCAGCUCCUUUGGUCAAUCCCCUCUGCCAACAUUGCAUGCCACAGUUGUGAUGUGCUCUGCAGAGCAAGUCUGAAGGUGCCUUGGCUGUGGUGCAGGUGGACUUAGCUGGGACAUGACUUUGUGGGCCAAAUUAAGACCCCGUGAGCCUAAUUUGGCUUGUGGGUGAGAGCCUUGCAGUUAAAGAGAAAAUAUACUGCACAACAAUUGCUCAGAAAUUUGUGCCCAAGUUAGCAUCUUCCCCGUCUUUCCAAGAUCUUGUUCUUUGCUUUCUCAAGUCUCUUGCCCUUUCUGGUCCCGAAACGUGAGUCACACUAGAGGUUCCUUUCAUAACACAAUCCUAUAGCUUUGCAGGGUUUACAGUAUUCCACUGGGUUUAAAGUGGAGCAAGCUACUGCUUGUAGGAAUUUCCUAAAAUGUAGGUAUUUUUGAAUAUUUCAAAGCAGUUCUUUUAUACUAGCACUUUCAUCUCAGAUUUUAUUGUAAAGGUUUUAAACCCCAAUUUCCCCCCAAGGUUUCAUCAUUUCUAUCAGCUGGUGCAGGGACUGGAGCACAAUUAAUUUGUUUUCUGUUAAAUAUGUGUGAAUGCGGUUUUGGGAAGAAAUGCAAUAAGAUCCACCUUCAGCGCCUAAUAUCUUCCUCUUCUAUUUCAGCUGCAGAAGACAGUAGUCAGCCAAGGAGUAGCUCAAAUACAGAGAGAAGUGUUUCCAGUUCCCACACAGAUGGUGUGUCUGUUUCAGGUUUAAAUGACAGGAGUGGAGAGAGGACAUUACGUACUUUAAGAGAUGUCAGCAGUUCUCUUAAUGCAACGCAUAUAUCCUCAACCACUAGCAAUGAAAUCUCCACCUCUUCAGGCCUCAUGGGUUCCUCACAUGUGUUAACUCCAGUACAGACUGGACAAAUGGAUUCAUCACCAGAGGACAAUGAUUUCACUGAAGCAGCACUUCCACAUUUCCAAGCUCCUUCAGAAACAACAGGUACAGGAUGAAGAUCUCUUUUAUUACAGAUUUUGGAGCACUGUUUCACUUGUCUGGUGUGAAGAUGACGCCCAAACAUUAGCAAUGAAUAUAAGCAUGAAGAGAAAAAGAGCAAAUACCUUCUAGCUCAGAGACAGGAAACUCUGUGUUCCUCAAAUAGUGUUGGGCUCUGUCUCCCAGACCCAAAAGUACCAGAGCGCCCUCUACAGCAGCACCCACUGCAGUGCAAGCAUUAAAAGCACAGAAAUGAAGCAUCCCUACACACACACAAUCAUAGGUUCACUCCUUUUUCUACUACUCACAGAUAACCACCCUUUUGACUGACUCAACACAGGAUCACCCUUUCUCAUCAUACUCUAAGACAUCUUUCUGAACGCCAUUGCUUUUGUAAGACAAAAGGGGAUAUGGACUUGUUUUCCAUUAGAACUGUCUGAAUAUAAUUAUGGGAAGAAAUGCAAUGUGAUGCCCUUUUAGCGCAUGCAGAUGGCACAUCUAAUGUCUUGCUCUUGUGUUUCAGCUGCAGAAAACAGUGGUCAGCCAAGGAGCAGCUCAAAUACAGAGAGAAGUAUUUCCAGUUCUCACACAGACGGUGCGUCUGUUUCAGGUCUAACUGAUAGGGGCGGAGAGAGGACAUCGCGGACACUGAGAGACGUCAGCAGUUCUCUUAAUGCAACACAACUAUCCACAAUGGCUAGCAAUGAACUCUCCACCUCUUCAGGCCUCACAAAUUUCUCUCACAGGUUAACUCCAGUACAGACUGGACAAAUGGAUUUGUCACCAGGGGACAAUGAUUUCACCGAAGUAACGCUUGCACAUUCCCAGGCUUCUUUGGGAAUGACAGGUAAAGCAUGAAUAUCUCUUUUAUUCUAAAUCUCAGUGUACUGUUUCACUUGCCUAGUGUAACAAUGAAACAAAAGCAUUAGGAUGAAUAGAUUUAAAAAACGAGAGCAAGAGGAGAUAGGCUAAGAUUAGAGAGACAAACCACUAAAGGAGGUUUUGAAAUAAACUUGUCUACAAAUGUGCAGACAACUGAAGGAAGUUAACAGUAGCUCUUUAAUCUCAAUUUGCUUUAGAAAACAGGACAGGUUUUAUGAUGCACUCAAAUCUGCAUCAGAUUCAGUCAUUUAUUAUCCUGAUUUUUUACACUAAGGAAACUUUAAAAAAUGGAGGACUAUGCAAACAUGAGGUUUUAAUUGUUGGUCAUUAUUCUUUAAGACUAGGAUGUCUAAAUAGUAUAGUGCAGUGGUACCUCAGUUUAAGGACAGUCCGGUUUAAGAACAAUUUGGUUUACAAACUCCGCAAAACUGGAAAUAGUGUUUUGGUUUGCGAACUUUACCUUGGUCUAAGAACGGAAUCCGAACAGUGGAAGGGCACCCGAGGCGGGAGGCCUCAUUAGGGAAAGCAUGCCUCAGUUUAAGAACGGUUUCAGUUUAAGAACGGACUUUGGAAACGGAUUAAGUUCGUAAACCGAGGUACCACUGUACUGGUAUUUUAAAUUAGGAUUUAUUUGCACUUUUGGAGGGGACAUGAAUCAUUUGGCAAUGUCCAACAUCACAUGAAUGGACCUCCACACAUGCAAUGAGAACAACUGCUUUUCUCCCCUGCAACCUCCUGCGUUGCUCCCCCAGGCUACUCCAGACUGACUCCCAACUGUCUUGAACAGAUUUUAGGGGCAUAGUGGGGCAGGGCAGGGCAGGGCAGGGGGAUCUGUUGUAUCAACAGUGACUUGUUGGUAGAUCACUGGAUGUCACCCAAUAUGCCUUUCAGAACCUUAACAUAUUUUGACUGAUUGAUUACUGGUAAUAAUAACAACGUAUUGUCAAAUAUCUAUUUUCUUCCUCCUGGAAUACAUAUGUGAGUUUAAUCAAGUUAAAACUAUCUGGUGGAUGGAGCUAAUAUACUGGAGUGUAUGUAGUUAUAUAUAUUUGUGAAAAUGUGUGGCCAAAGGGAACACUUGUUUCUUAUUAAAGGUGGAUAUUAGAGAGAACUGUUUCAAGUGGUACCUUAGUUAAAUAGUUAAAUAAAAAUUAUGGUUCACUACUGGAAAUAUAAAUCUGGAAAUAUAAAAGUAUAAUAAAUUAGAGCAGGGGGAUUCAACAUGUACCCCACAUAUGCAUUAUAACCUAUAACAAGUAUAAAGAUAAAGAUACUUUUUUUAAUAGUCUUGGCGAUUAUAGCAGCUGAAAAACCAGGUACUGAAGUCAAGCAAUUUCUCCAACUAUUGAGGAAUUUAUUAAUGAAGUAUGGAGGUAUUUAACAAGGUAUAUAUAUACUUGAAAGAAAAAAGACCAAAAAAGGUGCUUUUUUAUUAAUUUAUACUAUAAAAUGUAUUUAAUCCAAAUUAAUGUUUCCAAUGUUACGAUGACAGCUGGAAAUAAAAACAUACCAUGUACAAAAACAUUAAACCUUUUUUUGUCAUAAAACAAUGGGUUGUUUCCAACUAAAUAUUUGUGUGAGUGGAAUGACUUCUGCUCUCGCAGUGGAGCUUCCCAUCUCCCCUCCAAUGGCCUCUGAACCCUCCUAAUCAGAGCAACCCAUCAGAAUAGAUUUGGGUUUCGUGUGGGGAUACAGUGUGGGAGGAGAGGAGGGAAAGUUCUCUUGUGUGGGUGGAAGCCAUUCCUCUUGCACAUUGAUUUUUUUUAAAAUUCAACCAUUAAUCUAGGCAUUCAUUAUUUUUAUUGGGCUGCAGCGCGCACCCCCCCCCUUCGUGUUUUCCAUUUGAUCUGCAUGAUUAUAAGAAAACGACAUAAUAAAACUUGAGAUACACUUUCUAUAUCUGGAGAUGGAACAUCUCUUUUUUUUUUACUGUUGUGUGUUUCAGCUACUGAAGAUCUUGAUCACCAGUCAGCAAGCAGCUCAGAUACAGAGAGGAGCAUUUCUAGUUCUCAUACUGACAGUGUACCUGUUUCAGUUCUACCUGACAGAGGUGGAGAGAGGACAGUACAAACUCUAAGCAACAACAGCAUUUCUCAGAACACAACACAAAAGUCCAUCGCCGGUAAUACUGAAAUCUCCAGCUCUUCGGCCCUCCCUAAUUCUUCUUACAUGUUGACUCCAAGGCAGACCGGACGGACGAAUUUGUCAACAGAGGACACUGAUUUUAUUGAAGCAGCAGUUACACAUUCCCAGUCCCCUUCAGAAGCAACAGGUAAAGAAUUAAGAUCUUCUGUUUUGUUACAGAUUUGAGAGCACUGGUUUGCCUUGGCUGGUGUAAAACCAAAUUUCCUGUGGAAAAAGAGGGGAUUGCUCCCGAUCCUAGACAAUGAGAGAAAGUUCACAUAAACUUUGCGUUAUAGCCCUGGGGAUUCUUGUUUGAGCUUAGAGGACACCUUUGAACAAUUUAGCCCUUUUAUGACAUCCCUUUUCCAGCCCCACCCAUCACUCCCUAAGGGCUGAUCUGAAGAUUACACAUUCCCUGGAAAUCAGCAUCCGUGUGGUAAGUGCCCUCUCCCUCUCAGUGGUAUUGUUUAUAUAAGUCACCAUAUGAGCCAGGGCAAUAAUGUUGGGACUUUCCACACACUCCAUGGUGGCUGCUAUCGAUCAUGAGUGGGCUGGAGUAAAAGGAAACGUUUCCCGUUGUGGCCCCAACUCCUGUGGCAAGCUAUACUGCGGCUUGACUUGGGAAUGGAAAGCUUUCUAAAGGGAUGUUGAGCCCCAUAAGGAGUAUAGCCUUUUCAUCACCUGCUCUGAAAAUCCUUUCUUUUCGCCAUACUCCAGGGCCACUUCAUAAGUUACAGCGUUAACAUUGAGUUCACUGAUGAACACUUCCAUGUGGUGACACUUCCAUGCAAGGGACAUAAUAUCUGGUCACAUCCACACCAUGCAUUUAAAGCACAUGGCUUUUCCCCAAGGAAUCCUGGGAACUGUAAUUUACAAUGCACACUUAACAAACUACAGUUCCCAAGGAGUCUUUGAGGGGAGCCAUGUGAUUUAAACAUAUGAUGUGAAUGUGACCUAUAAGUGGCUUGUCAUCUGAGUGCCAGUGUUGUGCAUUCAUUCAUAGUAACUGCUGGAGUAGAUGAUCUCAAAACAGUGUCAGCAAUCCACAUGGUGAGUGGCUUCCAAUUGUCAUUUUAUUUAAGAAGCAGCACACAAAGUAAAUGGUUACAACAGUUAAAAUAUUCUAAAACAACUCAAUUAGGAAGUUCGUGCUAGUGAUUUCUUGAGUCUUGUAGGCCUCGUUGGGCAGAUGGCAUUAGCAGAUUCUUGCUUUUGGAACUCUUGGGAAAGGAAGCUGCUGUAGGAACCGUGCUGUAAAAAGAUAAUAACUUCUCUUACCAGGUCUCUUGUUAGGCUCACAGUGGCCCCAGGGGCAUAGCAUUCCUACCCUGGAAGUGUCUUCCUGAGUCAAAGGUCUGGGUAACUCAAGACAGUAUUGAAAAAGGAAAUUUUUACCUACUAUGUACUCUUCCAUCACUCUUGUGAGACGCAAAUACGGGCUUUUAGGAUCUCUUAAGCGACACAAGCAAGGCUGUAGGUGACACAUACAUCUCUGCUUUUGAUUUGGAACAUCUCACUAGUUGUGGCCUCUGCUCUGGUUAAAUUCAAAUGAAAAAAUCCACAUUUUAGCUUUAGUAAUUUAGCUUAUUAGAGUUUCUACUGAUUAAUUCCAUUGACCUAAAUGUAAUAUGUUGCCCAACUAAGACCAUGCCAGAGAUAAUGAGACGUAGGAUAGUGACUACCUCUUCUAAUUGGAUUGGCUAGAUGAAGCCAUAAUGAGGUACUAGAUUGGAAAUUUUAAAUUAGGUUAGGUAAGAUGAAAAGCAGGUGGCCACUAUGGCACAUUUUUUAAAGAAACUAUAGGGGAUACAUGAUUUUGUCUACUCAUGGGAAAGCUCCCAGCUCAUUGUGUUUUUCUUUUCUCUCUACAGAAUGUUUGUUGUUGUUUUUUAAAAAAUGAACACCAUAGAAUAAAUCUAAAUAAGCAAAUUCUCCUGAAAUGUAAAACAUUUCCAUAUCAUUUAAAAAAAAAUACAGAAAGUUGUAUUUGGAUGAGAUGACAGUGACAUUAGAAUGAUAAACUUGAAAACUGAAAAUCACGAUUUUUAUAAUAGGCUGCUAUCCUAAACACACUUACAAGAUAAUAAGCCCCAUUGGACACAUUGUGACUUACUUCUGAGUAAAUGUGCAUACAGUUGCACAAUUAAUGUAUGUGCAUAACUUUAGUCUGAACUUGUAGACAAAGUUCUAAUUCCAGUUUGUUCUCUUCUAGAUGUUAGGAGUAGCCAGCACACAUUCAACAACUUUGGUACAGAGGAAAGGGUCUCUCAGACUGAGAGUAUGUUCUCUACUGCCACAUUCAUCAAAAGUGGAGAUGCGACAUUAGGAUCUCUAGCUAUCAAGAGCAAAUCCACAGAUGCAACAGAGCUAUCAACCUUUGAUAUGGAAAAUGUCAGUUCUUUAGAUUUAACCCAGAACUUGUCAACCUCAGCCCAAAGUGGAAAAGAAAGUUUCCCAUCUACCCAGAUGGAUUUCAGUGAGUCCUCAAAAGAGCAUUUAUUUACAUAUUCCUCCAAAACUUCUGCCUAUUCAUCUUCUGCAAUAGAUCUUUCAAGUGAGUUUUCCAUUUUUGUUAUUGCUUUGGUUAAAAAUCUGAUUGAGACGUAGCCAUUCAUUUGUUUCCUGUCUGUCUAUGUAGUUUUCUCCAUAAUCUUCCCCUUAUUUCUUCCUUUUUAAAGUAACAAUCAGCUUUUAACUAUUGUAUUAUACACAUGAAUAUGAGCGACUAUAACUUUGCUCUUUGUAACACAUCCACACUUUAUUUAACUGUCCUGUGCACACAUACCUUUAGAGCACAGUCAAAACACAUUCUUUCUCUCAAAGAAUUCUGGGCACUGUAGUUUACACCUCACAGAGUUACCAUUCCCAGCAAUCCUUAACAAACUACCAUGCCCAGAAUUCUUUCAGAGAGGAACUGUGAUUCAAAUAUGCUUUAGAGGUAUAAUGUGUACACAACCAAAGUGUUUUGUAUACAUUUGUGGUUCCUGUGGCGAAACAUAUGAAAAUGUGCAUAACGCAUGUAUGUCUUUACACACACAAGCACAUGCAACUGGAGCCCCUGCUAUACAUGGAACAAAUAUGCUUAUCAUGUAAAGCAAGGGUUACCAGUAGGGUUACCAGUAGGUUUACCAGUAGGGUUACCACUCUGCAAAUUGGGCUGCUGAAAUAGAGAGAACUUAAGGGAAAACCAGGACUGGAUUUCUAUAUGAAAGGAAUGCAGUUCUGCACAACAAAUUCCUGGGCAUGUGUUCAGAAGAAUUCUUACUUUGCAUCCUUACCCUUGCCUCAGCCCCAGCCCACUGCACUGCUAUUUCGCAUCUGGUGGACCUCAAGUUCCGGGGGGGGGGGGGGGAACAUAGUACAAAAUAGUACAUCUGAAGUCUGCUCAUACCUGAUUAAAAAAUGUGAGGUUGCCCUUAGGUGCAGCAAUUUCUGUUGCUAAAAAGAUAUGCCAUUUUUAAACUGGGUAACAGCUUAACUCUUUGGCAAUAGAAGAAGAGUUGGGAUUUGAUAUCCCUCUUUAUCACUACCUGAAGGAGUCUGAAAACGGCUAACAUUCUCCUUUCCCUUCCUCCCCCACAACAAACACUCUGUGAGAUGAGUGGGGCUGAGAGACUUCAAAGAAGUGUGACUAGCCCAAGGUCACCCAGCAGCUGCAUGUGGAGGAGCGGAGACGCGAACCCGGUUCCCCAGAUUACGAAUCUACCGCUCUUAACCACUACACCACACUGGCUCUCAGGACUUAGACCCUUAGUGUUGUGCCAUCUACCCUUUAGAAUUUCUUCCUGUUAAAUAUUAGAAAGGCACUGUCUCUGUCAACUUUUCAGCACCUACUGAAGAUCUUCCUCUUCCAAAAAGCCUUUUAAGGAUAUAUCUUUCCUGGUCUAUAUCUGCAUUGCAAUUUUUUUAAGAUAUUUUAAUUGUUCUAUCACUUGCAUAUUUGCCAGCCUAGGCUCCUUUGGGAGGAAGGCUGAGGGAAUAAUAAUAAUAAUAAUAGCAUCAACAAUAACUAUUGUGGCUUUCAUGCAAUUGUUUCCUUGGCACAUGUCCAUUCUUUGUAUUCCAUCUUUGAAAACUCUAUUAUUAUGAUCUAUGAAAUUACACACAAUGUAAAAUUCAGCUCACCAGCAUUUCUGAUUGUAUAGCAACACUGUUAAGCAUAUCAAAUAGCCGCUGACUUCAAAUGCCCACUGUCCAGUUUCUGCACCAUUUUUUCAUUAAAAACAUUCUGUGCUAGUCUGCAUUCCACUUCAACCUUAUGAAAAUACUCCAACUCCAUGGAACCAUAAAAAUUAGUGUGAUGUAGUCAUCUCAUUUUCCAUUUCUAGACCCAACAUGUACUGGGGGCCACCCAGCCAAAUACAUUCUCAAGUCUCAUUAAAAUCAAAAUAAUUUAUGCCUAUAUCAAAAGGAUAUAAGAAGUGAGCACUUAAGCCUAACUAACAACAUCUUUCUUUGAAAUGUAAUCAUGCUGUGUGGCAUUAGUUGAAAACCUUUGAGGAUCAGCUGUAUUAUUAUGACUUUUAAGUAUUUAUACUUAAAAGAAUCGAAAGAACUUUUGACAGGAAGUACGAACACUUAAAGGAAUUCAAAGAAGGGAUGUAUAUGCAAUUUGUAUUUUCCUCUUCCCCAACUACCGUAUUUUUCUGUGUAUAAGAUUAAAGUUUUUGCUAUUAAAAAAUUAGUCAAACAUUGGGGGUUGUCUUAUACAUGGAUGGUGAAUGCACAGGGGUUCAGGCUCUGACUCUGGCGUGGGCAGCCAGCUUCCCUCAAAAAAUCUCAGAGUUGUUCUGUUUGAUGUUUAAAAUAUUGAUUUCUUAAUUUUGGGUUCAAAAAAUAGGGGUUGUCUUAUACACAGAAAAAUACAGUGUAUUCUGUUUCGAUUUAGGUACUGGAAGCAGUCUUCAGCCAGUUAAAGUGUCUGAUGUGGAAAGAAGGCUUUCUGGGGCUUCUACAGACAGCAUCUACCUGUCAACUACAUUCAUGCAUGGUAGAGAGAGGACCUCACGGUCUUUACCAGAUAACAGCACAUCUCCUGAUGCAACAGACAGUACCACUUACAAUACUGAAACUUCCGAGUCUUCAGAUCUGACCCUGAGCUUGAAUUCCGGAGGAGAAAUGGAUAAUGUCUCACAAAGUGAAGUGCAAUCCGCUGGAUCUUCUACUGAGCACCUGCUUCACCAUUCCUCUGAAGUUCCAAUGUCCCCAUCUUCACCAAAGGAUCCGUCAAGUGAGUUUUCUUUAGGAAAAAGAGUGAAGGAAGAAUUGACUGUACUCACCAUAGUUUGCAUUAUGUAUGUCUAUACGCAGGGACGCGGGUGGCACUGUGGGUUAAACCACAGAGCCUAGGACCUGCUGAUCAGAAGGUUGGCGGUUCGAAUCCCCGCGACGGGGUGAGCUCCCGUUGCUCGGUCCCUGCUCCUGCCAACCUAGCAGUUCGAAAGCAAGUCAAAGUGCAAGUAGAUAAAUAGGUACUGCUCCGGCGGGAAGGUAAACGGCGUUUCCGUGUGCUACUCUGGUUCGCCAGAAGUGGCUUAGUCAUGCUGGCCACAUGACCCGGAAGCUGUCUGCGGACAAACGCUGGCUCCCUUGGCCUAUAGAGCGAGAUGAGCGCCGCAACCCCAGAGUCGGUCACGACUGGACCUAAUGGUCAGGGGUCCUUUUACCUUUACUAUGUCUAUACGUGCUGUAAACACCUAGAACUAUAAAGAGCUUUAUUUUCAUGUAUAUAUUAUGUAUACAUAGGUAGAUGUGUGUGUGUGUGUAUCUUUAUACAUACUGUCAGGGGUUCAGGGACAGAGGCACAGGGUAGGCAGGAGAUGGAGAGCGAUGGGGAUGAAUCCCAGGACAGCGAGGAAGAGGAUGACAAUGACUCAAGAGAUUCCAUGAGUCUUUCCAGCGAAUCAGAGGAUUCCCAGAAGGGGCGCCGGUGGUCAAGGCCAGGGAGCCCCAGGGGGGACGUGUCAGGAGCAGGGGGCCAGCGGGGGAUCCCAAAGUGGCAGCUGGGGGUCAGGACCAGCCUCCCCGCCAGAGUGCAGCGAAGGGGGUGGAGGUUUCAGUGUAUCAGGGGAAGCGGCUCCGGCAGCAGAGAAGGGAGGAAGGUCGGAGCAAGCCACCCUCCCGGAAGGGGAGGGGAGUAGUGAAGGGAGUAGUGUAGCUGUUAAAAGGAAGGUUAGAGGUUGGGCGCGCGCGCCAAGUUCAAAUGUAGAGGCGCGCGGAAAUACAGGGAGCCCGGAGGAGGGGCCAGGUCCCAAAGCCCGCAGGAGGGGGCAAGAGCAGUCUGGGGAUUCCGCGUCAGAGGAAUCCAGGAGGAGCGAAACCCCAGCGGGCAGAAGGACCCUGCGGAAAGGAAAGAGAGAAAGAGGUGGAGCAGCGCAAGCCUCUUAAACUGGUGCAGGGGAGGGACUGAUUCAGAGGGGACUUCAGCGGUCUAAGCGUAGCAGACGUAGGGCUGCGCGCCUCGGAUGUGAAGCAAACAAUGAACUGCAAUAAACACUUUUGUAUAUAAGAAGAGAUAGGCGUUGGUCUUUUGUGAGCUGAGACUUGAGGCAGCCCUGACACAUACACACUUACAAAUUAUCAAGUCUCUCAUGACAUUUGAGUUUGGGGUUUUUUGCAGCAAAAGGGGAUCUGGAGUAUAGUAUGAACCAAUUAAAUGUCACUGUUUACAGUAUUCCACUGGCAGAUCUGUAGGCAUCACCUUAAACCACAUGCCUUCAAAAUGGGGCAGGAUGUAAUUCACUUUAUUGAAGUCUAGUAACUACACAUUAUGAAUAAUGUGACAUUAUAAAUAAUACAGGUUCUGAUAGCAAAGUUAUAUGCUGUAAGUGCAAUUUAAAAAUUUCAUUUUCAAAUUCCUCUUUCAGUUCUUGGAAGUAGUCAUCAUUCAAUGAGUGAAGCAAGCAUUUCACACUCUUACACUGAAAGCACUUACCAUUCAGCAACUUUCAACAAAGGAGACGCACAAACUCUACAAUCCAUAGUUAACAAUACGUUUGCUGAAGCUACUGAAAGAACAUUUUCAUAUAUAGACGAGUCCAACAGCUCAGAACUAAAUCCUUCCUCGUCAGAAGCAUACUCUAGAAGGACUGACUUCUCAGUAAAAGGUUUUGAUACUUCUGGGCCUUCAACGGAGUCUUUCCAAAACUUCAGCUCAUCCAGGAUACCAACUUAUUCUUCCUUCCAAAGUGAACCUUCAGGUUGGUUUUUAUUUUGUACCCUGCUUUACCUGCCAGCACUUAUCAAUACACAAUUAUCACCCUAAUUGCAUAUUCUUCAAGUGCAUGUAAGCUUUACAUGACAAGGGAACAAGUUUCAUUGAACUAUUCUUUCUUGUUGGUGAAAAUGAAUGAAGAUGAAUCUGUAAAAGGUAUUGCUUUUGUGUAUGUCUUUUUAUUCUUGGGACCAACAAUUACUGGAUGUCCACAGUGAUCCACAAGUAACACUAAGCCAAGCUUAGUGCAAACAAGCAAGUGUGCAGGUUCCUGGUCCUACUGCUGCUGAGAACAAAGCCAUGGUUUGAUUUCUCGAUAUGUCCAAACCUGGGCUUGUGGUUAUAUCUCACUCUGCUCAAGUCAUGAGCUGAAACCAAGGUUUGUUCUGAAAGUGGGCCUGUCAGGGUGACCUCAGAGAACAGACAGAUUUGUGAGUUCAUCAGGUCCCCCAGCUGGGAGCAUUCUGGACUAGAAGAGCUGAAAGAAUUCUCUGGAAUUUAUUUCCCAGAAAAGCCUGCCAAUCUUAGAGCCAUAGCUCAAGCAUUGUAAAACAUUUCUCCAAAUCUUUAGGAGGUUAGGAUGAAGUAAUUGUUGAUACUAGUUAGGAGAUUUAAGGAAAAAAAGUUUGGAUUUAAUACUGUGAAUUGUACUUAAGGAAUUUGUUUUGAGUUAUUUAUUAUUGUCAUAAGCUAUCCUUGGGACUUUUUAAAAAGUGUGUAAGAGAAAAACGAAAUGAAGCAAUAAAUGUAAAAGGUUAGGGUUAGUUUUGGACUGAAAUCCUGUGGACACUUCCUUGAGUGUAACCCCCAGUGGGGUUUACCUCUGAAUAAGCAUGCAUAGCAUUGCAGUCUUAACACCUAAUCCUACGCAUGUCCAGUCAUAAGUAAAUCCCUUUUGGUUUAUUGAUAUUUACUCACCAUCUCUUAUCGGCUGGCAACAUAAAAUGACACAUUUACAGCUCAUUUUAUGCAGAGGCUCAGUCCAAUAUUGUGAGUUACUUCAAUAGUCACUUGUUCUCAGUAAGAACAAGAAGAUAUCGGCAAGAAGAGGAUAUAGCCUAUUGCUGUCUUAGUUAAUUGUUGUUAAUAUUCCUUCCUACCAUGAUUAUUGUCUAGGAUUUUUUCUCUCUGUGUACAGUUGUAAUGUAAGCCAUCAAACCACCUAUGGCCAUGAGUUCAUAUAAAAUGAUAACGGAAGUUACCAAUAAUUGCCACCUUGAGGCUUUUUUUAAAAAAUGAAACUUUUAUGGAAUUUUUUUGUUUUAAUUUUAUUACGUAUGGAAUCUAGAACUAUUACUGUUAUUGGGGGCCCCAAUCUGUAUCAGAGGAAAUUUCAUGCUAAGCAUUAAUAAUAAUUUUUGCUUGUAUUUUAGACACUGGAACAGACUACCAGCCAAUGAGUAGCACUGACACUGGAAAAAUAAUCUCUGUUUCUCAUACUGACAGCACGUACAUUUCAACCACUUUCACAAGGGGUGGAGAAAGGACGUUACUGUCUAUUCCAAAAAGCAGCACAUCAGCUGACUCAUCAGAAAGUUCCACUUUUUAUGCAGAAAUUUCCAGCCCUUCAGAGUCAGCACGGUCCUCAUUUUCUGUGACCCAGAUCAGAGGAAGCAACAUGUCCUCCGGCAACAUGGGUUUCUCCACACCGUCAACAGAACCGUUGUCUGUACAUGCCCUGAAAACACCGGCCUACUCUUCAACAGUCAGUGAGCUGCAUGCAACUCAGUUAUAUUCGAAAUCCGAACUGACACCUGCUGGCAGCUUAUCAUUCACACCUUCCUCUUCAGUGUCACUGAAACAGGAUUCACUUCCACCCACUCAGCUGCCAACUCUGUUUUCGACCUCAGAAUCCCCUCUUCCAUUGUCUUCCUCUGCUUUCCCACCCCUGCUUUCACCUUCCCCUCAAACACUUUUGCCAGCUUUUUCACGCAGGGAGUCGCCAACAGCACUGCCCACGCUGCCCCCAUCCUCAUCUUUAUUGCCUCCUCUUUCCUCAACACUGUCGUUGCUGCAGCCUAGUGAGUCUUUGGAAAGCAGUGUUUCUAUGGCUGCAUCUGAAGGGACAACUGGAACAGACCCACCCACAGCUGGAAGUUCCAACAGGCCGUUCAGCAACCAGACUGGGACAUACCCACUGAAGGACAGCACUGAUCUGGGGACAACAGGAUCUUCUCUUAUUCUGACCCAAACUACUGAACAGCUCACAGACCACUUGUCACCUAUGACAGUACCCCUAGAUGAAACCAAGGGCUCAGAGGGGCAAAACGUUUCUCUCCCAGGGACCAGGGUUGGAAAAAUGCCUCCUGUUCCGACUAUGUCUCCCACGUACAGGGCCGAAAGUACCACAGUUUCAGAGACAGCCAAAGCAACUACUGCUUCGUUGCCAUAUACAACCACACUAGAGGAUGCCUUCAGUUUGGUGGGAGUAACCACGGGAAAGAACCUUGUAAAUAUAGCACACACAACGUUAGGAUUACCUACGUUGGCAUCAAGCGUGGAUUAUGUGGUCACUACAAAGCCUCAGAAAGUACGUCCUCCCCUUCCCACCAAGACGCCAUCUUAUGCCACUGGAACUCCCACAGAAGGGAUGGAAACGAGCACUACCACUGCUUCUAAAACCACUGAUUCCAGAGCCACUACUGCCCACCCUCCCAAAAUGUUUCCUUCCAGCAAAACCACUGCAGGGACCGUUUCUCCUUCACCGGUUCCCACCAAAGCCACUACAUUUGCACGGGUAGGAAGUCCAAGGACAUUUCCAGCUUCCCGUGGAAAAGGUAAGCCUUCUCUGAGAAAUGAUGGAAAUGGGUAUAACAGGAAAAAUGGAUUUAAUGGUGCUGUAUCGUUGCACUUUUGGAUGGGAAUUCAUUUGGUAGAUUCUCUUUUUUUAAAAAAAAUGGUUAUGCGUUUCUACAAAAAACAGAAACCAUCUACUCCGGAGCUCAGAAUCAAAAAUUAUUCGGAGAUUGGGGGAGGGGGGGGAAUAAGUUUUUUAAAAACACACACACAUAAAGCAUCUAUAGGGGAUGAAACUGAAAGGGGACACAGUAACACCUGUCUCAAAACAACCCAGCAGUGUCCAGACAAUGUUGAAUGUCUGUUGAGGUGGGGGAAGGAUCAUCUAGAAUAAUAAAAUGGAAUCUGCAGAAAAAAGGGCAGGGGUAUCCCAUCUCUCUAGAACCCUGGAGCUCUCUACAAUGCAACCUCUUGUUGCAGCUAUGUACUAUAGUUAUUUUGUAAUGCCUUUACUCCUUUAGUUAAUAGAGUGUGCCAGUGUUUGCUGGCCAUAUUCUCCUGCAUUUAAACAAGGCAAUGACCUAUGGUUGAAGCCCUUUCUGCUGUGCCUGCCUCUUGCACAAAAUUAUGUUUGCGAUGUAGGCUGAAUAGCGCUUUGUCUCCAAGGUGUAAGGCUACAUUGUGAAGCGCACCACUUCUUUAUGGCUUGAAGGUGCCCAUUGCUGGUAAUGGUCCAGAGGUACCCCACCUUCAGAAUGCCAGAAAUGAGACUCAGAUCAGCAGGAUGAGUGGAAGCUGGUUUUCCGUGUGUUUUGGGAAACCAGCAGUAGCCAUUCAUUGGAUGGUUUUGGAGAGUGAUCACCCCAGCAGCGUAUAGUUUAUUCGGCUUGACUUGUUGGUUCUAGGUAUCAGAAGAGGAAGCUUUUGUGUGCAUGUGGGUGAAAGGUGCAGUGCACUACCUUGCUUGUUGAAUGUGGGGGUUCAGAGGUGAAUUUGGUCACAUCUGUUGAUCGUGACUUAAUUCUUCAAAUGCUUUAUUUCACAGCUAAUGCGUGCACCGCAGAGACUUGCCUUAAUAAUGGGAAAUGCAUUGUGGAUAACUUGAUGGACAAAUUCCAGUGCCAGUGUUCACCUGGUUGGCAGGGAGAGGACUGCAGUACGGGUAAUGGAGGAAUAACAAUAAUGUUAUAAUAAUGGAGGCAGCCCUUUACAUCAAUGCUUUACAGCAGUGAAAAGUGGGUUGGUGGACUUCCAUUCUAAAGGCUGUGGCUUCUUCCUUCUGUUUCAGAUGUAGAUGAGUGUCCGUCUAAUCCAUGCCCAGCCUUGGCCACAUGCACUAACACACAAGGUUCGUUCCAUUGCACGUGUUCCCUGGGCUACCAGAUGGAGAAAGGAAAGUGCAAUUUAGGUAAGAGAACUGAAGAGACUGGGGGUGGGGGCAAACUUCUUAAUAAAACAUAAAGCCACAUUUAGCUUAAUUUGUUAUUAUUAUUUUAAAAGGUUUUACUAGCACUGGCUACUUCUUAUUACCAGAAAUACAUUUAACCUCACUUUGCUGGUUUGCAGGAACUGGUUCUCAUUGAGAUCAAUGAAACUGAAGUCAGUCAUAUUUAACUUGUGUUAUCAAUUUCAGUGAAACCUAAGUUCAACUAACUUAUCCAAUCCAUGAUUUUACACUUCAAGACUUUAAAGGAGUAGAGAAGAUGUGCCUUAUGUUGUUGGAUUCAACCAUGCAUCAGCCACAGCUAGCAUGGCCAAUAGUCAGGGAAUAUGAGAGUUGCAGUCCAACAGUGGCUGGAGGACCAUGAGUAGCCACUGCCAAUCAUUGUAGACAAUACUGAGCUAGAUGGGCCAGUUGCCUGACUUGUUAUAAGGCAGCUUCCUGUGUUCUAACAUUAAUGUAUGAUUGGCAGUUAACAAUGUUCUGCUGUGUAAUGUCUAGUUUGGGACUUAGAAACAAAGCUUCCAUUUAAAUAAAAAGACAUGUUUCUAUUUCACUGCUGUGGAGAAAAGUUAGAUUUCCUUGGCAUUCAGUGUGUGUGUGCGUGAAAGAGAGAGAGAGAUCUAGCCCUUAAAAUAGCUAACGAGUUAUCUUCUUGCCUUCAGUUCGAACCUUUGUUGGCCAGUUUAACACAACUGGAGGGCAGUACUCAGAGUUUCAAGUUGAAGAAGCUAUUAUGAACAUGGUAAGUGUCAAAAGUUUCUUUUUAAGCAUAGUAUUUAAUUGACAGUGGCAGCUUGUGAGGAGGCAGUUUGCUGAAAGAAAUAAAGGGGCUUCUUCUCCUCGCCCAGCUCUUUUACAGAAGGCUCUCUUAUCAGGGGCAUGGCUGGCACCUUUGCCUGCCCUACAGCGCAGUAGAGCUUGUCUUUUAAACUUGUGAAUGAUCUUAGAAAGUUCUCCAGCACAUCCUAAAGUUGUCCACCGUGGACAACUAUCCCCAUCAUGCUGCUGCUUGCCUUUUCCCUCUCGUGACCCAUGAGCUUGCAUUCGGAACCUUCACAGUUAGGAAGCACCAUCAGUUCCUCAAAGGUGUAAGCAGAGCCAGCUCCAGAUUUGUGUGGGCCCCUUGCAACAGCACACAUGCACCCAACACACACACACAUCAUGCCUAUGCCUCUCCUUUGCAAUAGGUGGCCCAAGUUCCUCUCUCAUGUCUCCAUGUGCUGCUAUUUGUGGGUGACCAGGACCUCCUUACACACUGGGGGCAGAAUGGUGGUGAGGGACCACACCAAGCGAGCAGCAGCAGGCCAGCUACCUGGUGCAGCAGGGUUGGGAUGCAUGGCAUGAUGGCGAAGCUCGGAGCUCCUGGCUCAAUUUGCAAAACAAACAAACAAACCAAUACAAUGUCUGUUCAAUUUUUCCCCCCCAGCUGAACAAUUCUCUUUCAACAUUGCCAGGCUAUUACACUUCCACUGUUAAAGCAUCCAGGUAAGGAUCAUGAAACAGUAAAACCAUCACUUUGGGUGGCUGGGCUUUGAUUUGAACUCUUGCCCUAGAGCUUUAAUAAUAAUAAUAAUAAUAAUAAUAAAAAUAAUAAUGUUAUCAUUUAUACCACACCCAUCCGGCUGGAUUUCUCCAGCCACUCUGGGCAGCUUCCAGCACAUAUAAAAACCAUUUUAUACUGUGAUAUGUAGUCCACAGUCCCUCCCACCCCCCCACCCAUGGUACUGUGCCAUUAAUAAUUGGGAAGAAGAGAGACUGCAAUAACGCAUAUUCUUUCCCUGGUUUUCCCCACCUCCUUCAGUCGGUUAACUCUUUGCCUCAAUUGAAGAUUGAAGCCUUCUGGUACAGGCUGCAGUCUUCAUCUACCCUGUAAAAUGCCACAAACAUUGAUGCUGCUAUAGAAAUAAUAAAUGAUAACUACAAGAGGGAAUUUGGGCAGGAGCAGUUUAUCAUGUUGAGUAAUAAAAGAUGCCGCUCCUGAAAUUUUCUCGUGUACACAACUCUAAAUGAGCAGAAGCUCUUUUCCCCUUUCCCCUUGAUCAACCUGUGGCUUCUUUAUAUUGCGUGGAAUUGGUGCAAUUUGGCAAAACAAACCCAUAACCCUUCCCUGCAGUAUGUACAUGUUGCUUCCAGCCAGCACGGUCACAGGAAUGAACCUGCUCUGAAGAUUCUUAAUGGAAUCAGCCAUGCCAGAUUUUCUAGCACAACCAGCAUUGGCUUUAUAGUCAGGUCCUUGGCAUGGUCCUAGUCUUCCCCCAGGAACCUGCAAAAGUGGUAGGAGCUCUGCCUGGAGAAGGGUCAGGUCAGGUGGGCGCUUUGACUCUAGCAGCCUCUGAAGUGCACUGCCUCCCUGCCUUUUUGAUAUAAAGCACCGCAGGCAGACAGAUACUGUCAAGCCAAGACUAGGAAAAUGCGUUCAUGCUGUGUGUAUGAUAUUUGUACCAUUCUCAAAUAAGUGUCGUAGUUCUACAACUGCAGGAUGAUGAUGCAGACUUUGCAUUUUCUCACUCUUUCCACAGGCAGUCGGGCAUCAUGCAAGUGUCUGUCCUGAGCACCUUUUCUUUGGUCUCCAACGUCACCCUUUUUGAGGUUGCUAGCACCGUGCGAAGCCACAUUCGAGCCUGCAAGGCUCCCACACAGACUUGCCAGUUCAUCUCUAAACUUACACUGCUCCACAGAGGUAAAAAGACAUGGUGAAACACUGGGGUUGGUUUUUUCUUUUUCUUUUUUUUAAAAAGAAAGUUUUCAAAAGAACAUUCUGUCUUUUCUUUCUUUCUUUUUUUUAAAAAAGCUUGCUUUCUUCAAAGCUCUCUUUGAAAAGCUUUGUUUCACUGAAACAGAAAGCCUCUUGAAAGCCUCUAUAGGAUAAAAUAAAGAUUUCAUUCUCACAUGUGUGAGAAGCUUGCCUCCCUACAAAAACAUUCUUGUAAGUAAAAUAUGGGACACACCGUGGGAUUAUGGUCUUUGUGUACAGGCUUUUCAUGUCAGAGGUGUGGCAUUGAAUCCUGACCACAUGGUGCGAACCUGUCAAAAUUAUGGGGCAACACUUCUCAGAGCCACAGGAUGAGAGAUGACAGUACAGGUUUUUAAAAUAAAACAGUAGUACUACUAAUAAUAUAGAUCUUUAAAUUGAUUAGCUUACUGACAGUUAGAUUUUUCAAGGAUGCUAAUCCUUAGUGGAAAAGAAGGGAAAUGAAUUUUUUAAAAAAACCUGAUCACAGUCAGAACUGGCAAGGGAAAUGGUAUUUCAGUGUCCAACCCACUAAGGAUGCACAGAGGAAACACAAAAUAACGCAAAACCACAAAGUUAAAUUACCAAUACAAGAAAAUAGGCUCUACCAUAACCAGCAACCUUUCCAUCAAUGAGAGCUGGACAAGCAUACAGUGGUACCUCGUUUUAAGAACAGUCCGGUUUAAGAACGAUUUGGUUUACAAACUUCACAAAACCGGAAAUAAUUUCUUGGUUUGAGAACUUUACCUUGGUCUAAGAACGGAAUCUGAACAGUGGAAGGGCACCGGCAGCAGGAGGCCUCAUUAGGGAAAGCGUGCCUUGGUUUAAGAACGGAUUCGGUUUAAGAAUGGACUUCCGGACGGAACGGAUUAAGUUCGUAAACCAAGGUACCACUGUAUUGAGAAGACAUCUGUGGCAAUGGCUUGCCUCUUCAAAAGGGUAUGGGAGAGUGUGAUGCUAAUGACCAAUACCAAGAUAACGGUCUACCAGGCUUCCAUGCUGAGCACGCUGCCUUAUGGAGGUGAAUCAUGGCCAUUUUAUACCCGCCAAGAGCGACGCCUCAAUGCCUUCCAUAUGCAUUUAUUAGGAAGAUUUUAGGCAUCACAUGGCAGGACAGAGUCUCAGUCAAAGUUGUGCUCUCCCAAGACCACAUUCCCAGCACGUUUGCACUUUUGUCUCAGCGACAUCUACGCUGGCAUAAAAUCAUGCACAAAUAACACAAAACACGAUCUAAAAAUUACAACCGUAGUUAGUAGUAUACACAGCUAUUACCAACACACUGGAAAUGCUUGGAUACUGGAUUAGCAAGAUCAGCUGGUUAGGUUUUUUUGUCAUUAAGAGAUGAGCAACAGCUGUACAGCCUGGUACCUUAGCAAUGGUGGAAUUUCAAAAGGGAACAAUAAGGGUCAAACAAGUGGUAGGAAACCUGUGGAUGGUGUAAACUGUUGUCCGGCAACAUUUGGAGGGCCACAGGUUUUCCCCACCCCUUGCUCACAAAAUAUCUAAUUCGAGUCCUGAUAUCUGUGGAGAAAGAAUCCAGUGAAGGUGCACUUUCCCUCUGCCUAGUUAAUGACCUUCCCAAUGUUCUUUUUUUGCAAUAGUUGGCGGUCUGUGUAAACACAAAGAUCCGGAAUGCGACAAAGAAACUUCUGUGUGUGUGGACUUGGACGGCAUUGCAGUUUGCAAGUGCCAGGCUGGAUACUUCAAAUACAACAAACGGGAUCAUUCCUGCAGAGGUAUUAUGCAUUGUGCAGCUGGAUCGCUGGGGUUCAUCUUUAAUCUUUUGGUUCCAGAUCAAAGGAUAUUCCGCAGAUCAAUGUGAUUUCUUGUAUUUCUAUGCGUGCUAAGCCCUACGAAUAAGUAUUAAAAGCUUAAGUUUUCUUUACCCAGUGCUCGUUUUUCUACAGUAGAAAUUGGGGAUAUGGUCUCUUGCUUCCUCUCAGUGCAGCAAUAAUAUUAUCCUUUUACACAGCAUGCUGUGUAAGCCAGAAAGAUCCAGUGAAAAGAAUAAAAAGGGGGCAGGCCAGGGAGGGGUCUGAUAUGCCUGUGGCGAAAGUUCAGUUUUUAGAGAUGACAUAGUGCGGUUAUUUCUGUCUCUGUUUUGUCUGAUCUCCAAGGGAAGUAAAAAAAAGAUAAUUGCUUUUUAUUCACAGGCUGUUUUGGUGGAUCCUUCACAAUGUUCCAAUUGAGCUGACCCAAAGUGUGAAUUGCUUUUUCAUCCCGAAAAGCAGAUAACACAUUUAGAAACAUGAUCCAAUCGCAUUUAAUUACCCUAUUGGAUAUCUUUUAGAUUGAAUCCUGUUCAGUCCAAAAUAAAAUACUAUCCCCACUGCUUGUUCAGGAACUUCUUGCUCCAUGCUAACUAAGCCAUGUGGAUGUAGCCUAGAUCCUGUCUAGAUUUCAGCAAUAUGACCUCACUUUUUCUGUUAAUGGAAGUAGCCGCUGUGACCUUCCAUUAGUCUACACCUCAGACAUUAAUUAAACAUGGAGAGACAGAAGAACUUCGGAAAUCUGACAUCUGUGCUCGCUCUGAGAUAACCCUCAUUUUAUUUCUGUAGUUCUCUGCAGGCAUUCAGUUUGAAUUUGCAGAGGCUCAAACAUGAACACGGAUGCUGAUUUCCGUCCCCUUGGUUCCCUGCACACUCUGGGGGCGCCCCUGACCAAUACACCUUCAGCAUUAGCCUGAAAGUGUUGCUUUGUUCACACGGAGCAUUUCCAACAUUGGAAUAGGAAACUUCGUCAGUCUGCUUUCAUCUAUAUAAUAAGUAAAAUUAUAAAACAAAUCAUCAUAAAGACAAAAAUUAAAAACCUCUUGUAGAAUCUCACAUUCACUUGCGAUUUAUCAAAUCGGUGAAGGCCAAAACCAAGACAGCACCUUACUAUUCCUCUUCCUAUGCUCCAAGGCCCCUCAAUCCCAAAAUAAAGUUUACUUUAAAAGAUACAGAUGCCCCACAAUUUCUGGGGAGUAUGGUCCCUGGCACUUGGGAUGUUGUGCUUCUUUUUCUCUUCCCUAACCAGCUCCUUUCACUUAUAUCUUUAUUCUCUUUCUUCCCCCCAUAACCCCCAGCUCCUUUUUCUUCUCUGCAUGGCCAUCCAGCAUCCUUCUACCCCCAUCCCCAUCCAAUGCCUUUCUCUCUUUGCUCCACAAUCAUUCAGCUUCUUUCUGUGUUCCACCCCACCCUCAUUCCCAAGAUCAUUAAGGCUUCUUCCUCCACCCAUCCUCUGAGAGGAAUCCUCUCUCACCUUUCUAUGGACACAGGAGUGAAUCAACCAAUUCACUCAGUCAUUUACUGGCAGCAGCCACCAACUGGACAACCUGCAGUUCCACUUGCUCCAGACUACAGCCUCUGAACCUCUCUUGACCAGAGCAGGCCAGAAUUAAGUGCAGCAACACCAAGUUUGGUUUAGCUUAAUUUCUGCAGCACUCUAGAUUGGUUGGGAACUCCUACACAAGUGCCCCAUUAAGCAACAGCUGUGUCCUUGACCAGCUUUGGGGAUACCUACAUUAGUAAUCCCAGCAAAACUGGGAAAUAUGGCUGAAUUAUGGUCCAGGAUGCCCUCUUUGUUGGCAAUUUUCAGGAGUUCAUGGCACCUGGGGAGGAGCCAGAGCUAGAUUUCUGAAGUCCUGCCAGGGCAAGUGAGUGAAUGAGGAGUGUAUGUGACUCUUACACAGGGUCAGGGAACAGUAGAGAGGCUGGCUGGCUGGUGAAGAACAACACGCUGCCAACUCUUAAUAAGGAGCUUCCCUGCCAAGUUUAUAGUGCCAUUUGGUUCCAGAGAUUUUCUGCAUGAAAAUCAACCUAAACUUUGGCUGUACUUGUCUAACAGAUGCAGAUUCACCUGCCUGUUUAUCUGUCUUGAGUUCUGGAUCUCAAGCGUUCUGUUCAUGUGUCCUGCAUUUUGAAAAUGGUUGUGUUUAGACACGGUGGGUGGCUGGGUUCACUGCACAGCAGAAAAAAUAUCCAGAUGUGUUUCAGUGUUGGGGAAAAAGUGGUUUCUGGCUUUCAGAUAAUAGCAUGUUUUGGAGUUAACGCUUUAUACAUUCUCAGAGGGGUGGAGGCAAGGUGCCAAACCUCCCCCGCCUUCCAUCAAGCAUAGCAGCAAUUUAUUUAACUUGCUCAUUCCACUGUUCUAAGCUGCUCACUUGAAUAGUUAGAGGGGUUCCUUUUAUGGAUCAAGGGCAGGGCCAGAACAUCACAUAAUUGUUUGCCAAUAAGGAAACGUGUAGGGCCUAACUUAAAAUCACUGUGUGCAAAUUGUUUAGCCUUGUGGGCUCCAGCAAAACUUAGCUGGAAAGCUGCAACCGAGUUUCAUAUUUCACUUUUCCUACCUUCCGUAUCUUUAUUAAGUUCUAUAGACCACAUAUAAAUGCGACCAAUAGCAAUCAAAGAGGAUUGUCAUCUCCUUGAAAACUAAAUACAAUCUGAAUUUUGGCCCCACUAAAUAAAUAACAGAAUCAAUUAAUUUAUAACAUAAGGAUGAAAUGCAGCAUUUAAACAAAUAGCAUCAAAAGCCCUGUAUUUGCAUAGGAACGACAAUGCUGGCUCCACUGCUCGCUCCACACUGUUGCUGCACUUGCAGCAGUGCUUCAGGUUUGUUCAGUGGAAGGGGAGAGGAGGAAAUCCUCACUACUUGGUAAAAGUUUCCUGAACUUUUGCUGUUCCCAUUGCAAAUGUUCACCCUCCCCCAGUCUUCGGCAUGGGUUUGGCCUCAUUCCCUUAAACCCCCUGAAAUGUACAGGGAUGGGUCUUUGGUUCAGCAUUGAUUUAAACCAGUUGACUAGCAGAGGUCACUAUUAAUCCACAGGAAUGCCACAGAUUAAAGUAUUAGAAACAACAUAGAAAGCUGCUUUAUACCAUUUCUCCAUUUAUCCCAGCAUUGUCUAUCCUGAAUAGCAGUGGGUCUCUGGGGUCCUAGGGACUGGUUUUUCACGUUACCUGCUAACUGAUCAUUUUAUCCAGAGAUGCAAAGGAUUCAGCCUGGGACUUUCUGAAUGCAAAGCAUGCAUUCUGCCUCUUGUUUCCUAUGCCUUCUGGGACCUUGUGAAUGCUAAAUAUGUGCCAUUAGGCAGAAACGGCAUGUAAAUCUGUAAACCAAAAACAGCCUCUGGAAACUCUAGCUUGUAUCCAGUGCUGCUAUCCCACUAGAGCAGCAGACUUCACUUUGCACAACAGAACUCCUCUUCAUCCUUUUGCCCUGUAGUCUCCUGAGCACCCUCAAAAUCUGCUCCGGAGGGUUGGAUAACCCUCUGGAUCAGAUUUUUGAGGGUACACAGGGAAAGGAGAAGGGGAAGUCCCACUGCAAAAGUGGAACUCCCCACUCAGUGUUGAAUACGACCCUGAUACACUGAGCAAGGGAAUAGUGAUGAUACUUAAACCCUUUGCCCUCCAGCCAUUAAAAAACAAAUUCAAUAUCACUCCCAGCUGAUUUAGACUGAGUUCAUCUAAAGUAGUUUUUUGGAUAUCUAAAGUAUUCAUUUUCUCUCUAUAUAUAUUCUCUGUUACUGAGGUGUUGUCAUGGACAUUCUUUCUUUUUUUCCCCGUCUUCCCCCCGAAAAGGAAAAGUUAAGUGUGCCUAUAUACCAUGCAAGGGAUGAUUAUGAAUGGGAAAAUGGCUACAGUCAAAGAGGUGAAAACUUCCUCUAGGCCUGGGCGAUAUAGCGAUAUAUUGCCCAGGACCGGUAUGAGGAGCAGACCGUGAUGCCAGCUUCAUUCAGCAGUACAGUGGUACCUCGGGUUACAUACGCUUCAGGUUACAGACUCUGCUAACCCAGAAAUAGUACCUCAGGUUAAGAACUUUGCUUCAGGAUGAGAACAGAAAUCGUGCUCUAGCAGUGUGGCGGCAGCAGGAGGCCCCAUUAGCUAAAGUGGUGCUUCAGGUUAAGAAUAGUUUCAGGUUAAGAACGGACCUCCGGAACGAAUUAAAUACUUAACCCGAGGUACCACUGUAUAUCGCAGGUGAAACCACCAUAUCUCCCAAGUCCCUCUGCUAGCUGUGUCCGCUGGAGGGAGUCAAAAGUUCCUUCCUCCAGCGGGCGCUGCUAGCAGAGGGACUCAGGAGCGCUGGCAGUUUCACCACCAAUAUAUCACUGAGUGUAAUUACCAUCCCACUCUGUACUCAUAUAACGGAGCCACCGAUACAGCCUGUUCCUCCCUCUACAUCUUUAAACUGCUCGAUGGAGGAGUGUGCAGCUGCCCUUGCCUCAGUUGAGCGGUUAAAGGAGCUGGUUUCUGCAAGCCAUCUCGGGGGGGGGGAGUUCCCUCUCCCCAACUGAGUUGCAUGAACAAGCUGCAUUGUCCCAGCCUGCAGCCCUGGGAGAAACCAUCUCAGCUCUCGAGGUGAGAGCUGGGGCAGUUUCACCUGGUGUCUCACAGGCGGAGGCCAAUGCAUCUUGUUUUUUCAACAUCACGGUAUAUCGCCAAACUGCGAUGUUUGGCUGGCAAUACACCACGAUGUUGAAAAGCUGAUACCGCCCAGCCCAUGCCUCCUCCCCUCCCCACCUUUACCCCUGUUCCUCUGCUCAACACUGUAGUCUGCACAGGCUGCUUUUGGUUAAAGAUGUAUUUGAGUGAAAUGUGGACACUGCUGCAAGUCUUUUAAUAAGUAGCAUUGCUGUGUGUUAAGAGUGACCUCCACUGGCCAGAUGGUUUAAAUGCAUUGAGUUACUUGCCUAGUAUUGUCUUAUUUUUAUUUAUUUAUUUGCGCUGUUUGUAAUCCAUGCUUUUGUGAGAAUAUAUCAAGGGGGUAUACAACAUAGAAGAAUCAAAUCAGCAGAAUGCAUCAUAAAAAACAUUAUUAAAAACUUCAAUAAAACAUAAUUCAAUGCCAAUUGGUGAAAAAUAGAAAGUUCAUAUUUCAAGGUCUUCACUCACUGCUUUCUCUCACUCUUUCUGUAUGCUGCUCCACACUGCAUGGAAAGCCAAAUUAUGCCUUAGGGAGACUGAAUAAAUGUGCUGGAUUCUUGAGAGGAACUCUCCGCCACUCUGUUCCUCCCUGGUUCUCUAAGUUGAGCUGAGCCAAGGUUUGAACCAGGCUUGUGUUAGAACUCCCUCUUCAUUAAUGUUGGGUCCCAUCCACACCACCCUGCCAGCCACUACUGAUUGCGCAUAUUUAUUGGCCAGAAUAUAACAGAAUGGUGCAAUUGAUUCUGGACAACCCAAGAUGUGCUUGUGUUGAUUGAAAAGCAAAUGCUGGCCAUACCCAAUGGAAACCCACUUUUGAAACUGAGAGGACUUUCAAAAGCAGUUUUUCACAGGUGUUUGCUGUUUAACGUGGGCGGGGAUGUAAAAAAAAAAUAUUGCACUGAGUUCACCUAAAGUAGUUCUUUGGAUACCAGCAAUUAUCUUUUUCUGUCACUGAGAUGUGCUUAUGGACAUUCUCUUUCUCUUUUAGCUUGUGAAGAUGGGUAUAAACUUGUGAAUGACACUUGUGUGAGGUACAGUAAAUUAUAGAAAUCUGUUUUCUUUGUUUCUCAUUCCUUUCCCUCAUGCUCAUUGCCAUCACCAGUCAUUAACACAUUUUGAUCACUUUCACAUUGGUUCAAUUAACACUUAAUUGAUUGGAAACUUUUUUUCCCCUGUUUCAGUUGCCCAUUUGGAUUAGGAGGAUUCAACUGUGGGAAUCGUGAGUAUCUGGUCUAGCAGCUCUAACUCCCAAACUGGUUUUGCUUUUCUUUCAAUAAGUUAUAUGGCAUUUCAACAAUAGAUUUCCAAAACAGUGUAUGACCGAGGCUUUAAAGGCAGUCACUUAUAGCACAUCAAAAACCAUUAAUUUAAAACCAACAGAUGUCUAAGCAAGCAGUAUUAAACCUAAUUUUUAGACAUUGUGAAAAAGAGAGCUCACCCUGACCCUGGAAGGAAUACAGAGAAGAAGCCAUAUGAGACUCCUGUCAGAGGCCAUUCCAGAGUACUUGGGCCACAGCAAAGAAGGCCCUUCAUCUUCUGAAAGCUAAUGUGGUGUCAAUGUAAAACUGUUGAAAGUUCUUCAUUGUCUGGGUGGGAGGAUUCAUACAGAAGGAGAAUUUCUGUGAGGUAAUUUGAAGCCAGGCAAUUUAGUUCUUUAUAUGUCAAAACAAAACCAGUACAGCACACUGAAUUGAAUCCGUAAACCAGCCAGCAAUGAGUUCAGACAUUUCAAAAUAUGUAAAAUAUGUGUAUAUCAACUAGUACCUGUUAAUUGUCUCUGUGUGAGCAUUUUCUCUUAGGCUAACUAGUUUUUCCAGUUCUGUUAAAGAAGCUAAGCUACAUCAGUGAAUCUUUAUCCCAUACCUGAUGGUGGCUUUGUAAGCAUUCCAUGACAUAAGAGCACCUCAGAGGUUAUAGCUAAGGGAAUCUUUACAGGCAUCAAGAAGGUGACAGUUUCACAUUAUUGCCUAUACAUAAAAGAUGAACAUUUUUCCAUUGAAGCAAUAUUGUUUCUGUUCUUUGCUUUAGCGUAUCAGCUAAUCACCAUUGUGAUCGCAGCAGCUGGAGGGGGACUUCUGCUCAUCAUGGCGAUAGCUCUCAUUGUCACAUGCUGCCAGUAGGUAUCCUAAGCCAAGUGCCUGUUUUUAAAAUAAAAUACUAAAUACCCAUCAUGGGGAAAUUGUUUAUCUAUUGAUUAUACUUUUGUUGAACGAAAUUGCACCUUUAAAAUGUUUAUUGUGAUUUUGCAAAAAUUAAUAAUGUCCAAAUGUUUCAGAGCUGUAUAUCAACCAUAUCAAGAUAAAUGAUUUGGCAGAUGUCAUAAAUACUGAAAAGCAUAAGUAAGAUCUGGCAGAAGCUUCUUUAAUUUUUCAAAAGAAAGGGAUAUUAUCGUUAUAUUUCCCCACCACCACCACCAUUUGUCCAAGGAGCAUACUAGAGCAGUGUAGUAUCUGACUCCCUGCUAAGGAUGGAAGAGAAAUUUGAUGCACUUUGCAUUUUAAGGCAAACUUACUUAGUCAGCACUUUCUGAAAUGAUACGUGAAAUGAAACACAGCUAUCCUUCAAAGAAACUUUCCUCAAUUUUGUGAUGCAGUUCUCUAGCCAAGUAAUGCGUACAAAAAUACAUACACUAGGGUCAACUGUGCAUGUUGUUGUUUAGUCAUCUUAGCCGUGUUCGACUCUCCGUGACUCCAUGAACCAGAGCAUGCCUUGGAAACUCUCACUUUCUUCUCAGAGCUUCUCCUUUUUAUGUACAUGGAGUUUUCUUGGCAAAAUACUGGAGCGGUUUGCCAGUUCCUUCUCCAGCUGGAUCACAUUUAGUCUAACCUCUCGGCUAUGACCUGUCCGUCUUGGGUGUCCCUGCACGGCAUAGCUCAUAGCUUCUUUGACUUAUUCAAGCCCCUUCGCCACAACAAGGCAGUGAUCCAUGAAGGGGUCAACUGUGCAUAGAAAUGCAUAUAUCUGUGAAAAUAACAUGCAAAAUGUGUUUAUAUGCAAUGAAAUGGCUUUGCAAAAAUGAGUAUACUAGGCAACAUUUCAUACCAAAAAAUAUGAGAAAUUUGCAGUAAAACUAUGAUUUUUCAUGAGGUUUUUUUAAAAAAAAAAUUCAAACAUAUGUGGAAACAUAUUCUGCAUUCCCCUCUUCCCCACCCCAGUCAUAAUUGUGUUUUCACAACACCCCUGUAAGCAAGGCUGUGCAGAAAGAGAGAGCAACUGGCCCAAGGACAUUCAAUGAGCUUCAUGGCUGGUUCAGUGAUGAUUUGCAUCCGCAUCUCCCUCAUCCAAGUUCAACCACUAUUCCACACUGGCUCUCUUAUGGUUAUGAAAGAGAUGCAUGGGAGUUUUAUAGCUAUCUCCUGUCCUUUUCAUAUGGUUUGCAUAUAAAUCUUUCUUUCUUUCUUUCUUUAUCCCAGGAAGAAUAAAAAUGACAUAAGCAAACUCAUCUUCAAAAGUGGAGAUUUCCAGAUGUCGCCAUAUGCUGAGUAUCCCAAAAACCCUCGAGCUCAAGACUGGGGGAGAGAAACCAUUGAAAUGCAAGAGAAUGGGAGCACUAAAAACCUACUACAGAUGACAGAUGUUUACUAUAUGGUAACUAAUCCUCAGCUUGUACAUGUGCGUUUUAACAAAAGUCCAAAGGUUAUAUACUCAGUGAUAUAUAACCAAGGUUACAGUAAAGAUAAUUGGUUUUGAGCAGGGACUGGUUGUGCAGUCAGUGUAUGUUCCUGCAGGCCUCAUAUGCUGAUCUUGCCAUGGAAGGUUUAAGCUAAAUGAGAACUUUAUUGUCUCUCUCCAUAAAGAACAGAACAGACCCAGGAAACGUUCGACUUCACCUAGCUCCAGUUAAAUCCAUUGCCACCUAGUGGCAAAACUAUGUCUAUGCAUUCAGAUAGUCCAGCCUUCUACAGGCUGCCACAAUUAGAGCAUACAGCCGCUAUAGCAUCAUAAUAGUACAUGAAUUAUGAUGUAACAAUUCCCAUAACAUCCAACAGUGAUGUCUUUGUCUCUCCAGUAUGACAGAUUACUAAGAUCUUGGCCUUGGGGAGGGCCAGGAAUAUUGUUCAUUACCUUCAUAGCCUCCCCUUUGUCCAAUAAAUUAAUGGAAUCCACCCCUCUCUAGCUAAGUUAUGCUGAGAGAGAAUGAUUAUCCCAAGUUCAUCAAAUGAGCUUCAUUGCUGGGUGGAAAUUUGUAUCCUGGUCUCCUUCAUCUUCAUCCUAUAAUCUCUGGGAUUAGCAGCCAUAUGACAAUGAUAGCAGCAUACUGUAUCUCCUACAUCAUUGAUUCCUACCUGGCUGUGCUUCACCCAAAAUAGCUGCCCUGGAGGCGUUCCCCAUAAUAUCUACAUGUGCAUCGGAGUACAAAACAAAUGUGCUGUAUUUUCUAUGUACUCAUUGGUCUGGGUUGCAAUGGCUAUGAUUUGUUCAUGCCAGUAACAGCUUGUGGGAGAAGCUUGCUUUCCAGUAUGCUAAGGAAGUAUUAGGCAGCAAUAUAUUUUCCUAGGUUGCAUCUGAUUGGUAUAAUUCUGUUUCCAAAGCUUUGGCAUUCCAGAUUUUUGGUUUGAAAGAGAAUGAGAAAUAAAAGUGAAAAGAGGGAUUCAGAGAUAUUACUGUGUUUACCUUUGUCAUGCAUGGUGGCAGUAUAUAGACAUAAUAAUAGUAACUGCUUCUAUGCUCUGAUUUUUGUUUUAAUUUCAUGGUAAUGUUGUUUACACACACACACACACACACACACACACAUAUAUAUAUAUACCACAAUUCCAUCAAAAAUUUCAAAGCAGUGCAUUAUAUACAUAAAACCCAAACAGAUCACCAGCUAUUAUUUUUUCUUCAGUUGUCUUCAUGAGCCUGGUGGCCUAGAAUGCUCAAACAAUUAUUACUGAACACAUCUGCUUAAUCUCUAUCAGAAGAGCAUAUUAUCUAUUGGAAGCAUUUGUACCUUCAUGUAUUAUUAUUAAAAUCCCACAAAGGAUAAGUGCUGACUGUUGAACCGUUUUUUCCUUCCUUUCUCUGUCCAUGUCUUAUCCUUCUAGACAACCAACCCAAGGAACCCUGAACUAGAAAGAAACGGGCUAUACCCACCUUACACAGGUCUUCCGGGAUCUCGACACUCCUGCAUCUACCCUGGCCAAUACAAUCCUUCCUUUGUUAGUGAUGACAGCAGAAGAAGAGAUUACUUUUAAUGGAAUUGCAGGAGAGAGAUGGGAAAGUGAAUGGAACACCGGCCAUUGCCUGCUAAUUGUUUUCUGGGUACACAUUAAUUAUACAGCUCAGAUGCUGGCAUAGUUUUGUAUACAGAAAGGAAACUUUGAACCCUUGGAGGAUACUGAACAGGGUUGUCCGAAAGGAGCCAUUUGUAGCUGCUGUUGAACAGCAAUGGGAAGGCAGGUGUAAAGAGCAAGUCAGCACACAGGCCUGUCUAAGAGGCAAGGGAGAAACUUAAAGAAGUUCCCGUGUGUACAUUCUGCAUCUUUUCCUUAUCACUAAUUGUGUCACAUAACUUGAAUUUGAUAGUAGAUCACUAAAGCAAAGCUAACAAACACUGUGGAUGACACUCUAAAUCUAACGCCAGUAAAGUGUGUUGUGUUUACAGUUAACAACUAGUGCUGUGUUUGUGUUGCCCACGUUUUAUGCAAAGCUGCAUUGAGUGGAUUUUAUGGAAAGAACCAUUUCUCUGUCACCAGGUAUCUAUUAAUGGGUACUGAUGAGAUAGUCACAGAAUGCUGGGAUUGUGUAUGGGAAUGUGGCCUAAGGAUGGGGGUUCUAUGUGUAAUGUGCAAAGUUCAGGGUCCUUUUUCUUUUCUUUGGAUAAUGCAUCUUCUUAUUUCCUGUCUUGUCAUUCAGUUGUGUAUUGACUCAGUUGCAAUGGUGCUUGUUCCUGCCCUCUGUUUGAAUUUAUUAUUGACCAUUGUCUCAUGAACAGUAAUCAUUGCCCCAUGCCCAUGCCUUCUCCAGCCAUGAAUUUUUUCUUCCUCCGUGAACUCUUAGUGAAUUGAUUAUGUAUGGUGGUCUCAUACUAUAGAAGCACGUGUGUGUGUGUGUAUGUGUGCCCAAAUGGUGGGUGAGGAUUUCCCACAGUAAAAAUGGGGGUGUGGGGGUGUUUUAUGAUAUUCAGGUUUACAGUAUCUGAAAUUUGAGCUCAGAAAAUAAAAUCCUGAAAUCAUCAGAUCAAGAAGAAGAAAAGUGAUAGGAAUCUGAAACUCUGGCUGAGAAUACCUGAAAUGCCACAACAUGUGCCCCCAAAUUUGGUUGGGAUGCUUGUUGAAUUUCACAGGCAGCUGACUGUUCACUUUUAGUUUAGCUAGGCUGAUCACCGUGAUAUGAGACCAACAAACUGUGCUUGUUCAGUGCACUGCUGCUACCAGACUAAACCCCACAAGAGGUUGAGCUAAUAGAGCUGGUUUAAACGGCAUACAGCCAGCUUACCAACUCAAAUUUUCCCUCUCAUUAACUCAUUGUCCUUUCCUAGCACUUAAACCAGGAUUCCAAGUCACUUGUAAAUUGUGGUUUGCCCCAGAACCACAUUCUUCCAUAUGGGAAAAGGAGUCUCAUACUAGAAUGCCCUUUUGUGGUGUCUUGAGUUGUAACCCAAGACAUCUUCUCAUUUAUUUAUUUUUGUCGUUUUCAAAAUGUCCAUCCCUUUGCUGCUGAAGAAAAGUGUGCUUUUGCCUCUUUCUUCCUCCCAUCCACAUAACCAGGGACCUGGUGUUCACCCACUGCAACACUAAAUAGCUCACCUCCCAUAGUUAUUUAUUUUAGGAUUUCCCAAUCCCUGGCAACAGAUUUCCCCACCUGCAAGGCUAGCCCUGACCCAUUCCAUAUCGUGGAGAUAAGAUAUAGUACGGAAGAUGGCUUAACUUUUAUGCAGGUAGCCGUGGGAGAAAGCAACCAGGAAACAUUUUAAGUGGGAUUGUCAUCAUAUGUAGCUGAACCUGGACCCAAGUUCUCUUCCUAGUGCAAAACAACUUUUGCUCUCUGAAUGUUCUAAAGAAGGUGUGGUUUUAUGAGAAAAGAGGACUUUGUACAGUGUGCAGGAAGCUGCAGGGUGGCUGAGUGGUGACGCUUGCAGCUUAAUCAUGAAGGAUUUGGAGGCAGUGAUUAAUAGUGAGAGACCUAGCCUGCAGAGCGGCAUGUGAUUGUUUCAGAUUGGGUGAGUGGGGGAAGAUUGGGUCAGGCCAGAGGUGUUUCUUGUCCUGCACUCCUGUAUCCCAUAGCAACCACUUCAAAAUUGUGAAAAAGGAUGCACUUCACCAGAAGGUGCAGAAAAAGAAGGAAAUAAUCCAAGGAUGUGGGAGAGAAAGGAAGGCAUGAGAAAGCGGGAGAGACAUACACUGUCUGUGUACCACUUCUGAAUACAUAGGCUAAUUGCCAGUGAUAAAACUACCCUCUGUGACCAUGUUAUCUUAUGAAUUAAGUUCAGUUGUAACUAUAGUCCAUGACAUUUUCAAGGCUCCAACCUCAGAUUUCAUUAGUCAUAGAAUAGGCUAAGAUACCAUUCUGUAUAACGGCUAAAUUCACAAGCUUAACUGCAGCAACCACAUCUGCAAGCAGAAAAGGACUGGGGAAAAUAUCCUGAGUAGUCUAGUUCCUCUUGCUCUAGCUGUACCUAUUCUGCUUUUUGAAAUUAUUUGGGAACAAUAUUUCUAUUUUUUAAAAAAAUCAGCUGUGUUCAGGUCACUUUACUGCUUUCUGUACUGCAAAUUGCGUCAGGGUGUACUUUGUAUCGUAAAAAGCCCCCCCUCCCCCAAUAUAAAAUUAAUCAUCAGGUGUUUUCCACAGACUGAUCUUGCAUUGCCACACAAGGAAGCCGGAUGCGAAAGGGAGUUUGUUCACCUUGAUCUGGCAAGGGUGAUUCACAUGUGGGGUGAAAGAAAAGGCGGGGGAGCUAUACCCAGAUGGUCAGUGCAGUCCGGCUAUAACAGAGCUGAUACUGCCAGCCAUCUGGUUGGCGGGUGUGUACACAGAAAUCUAGAUGAAGCAGCACAUGUUCAGCCAUAUUCCCUUCAUGGGAGGAAUCCUUGGAUCAGGACCUUUGCUUUGGAUGGCAAGGGGAAUGACCCAUAACUAUGCCCACUUUUAUGGAAAGGUGUAGUUGACAAAACAGUUGCCAAACACCCGUAAAAACUUCCAACGCUUUCUGUCAUAAUCUUAUAUUACAGGCCUCGUUGAAGCAUCCCUUUAAACCACAGUUUAAACUAUGGUUUAAAGUGAACACUUGUAGUGCUCCACCACUACUAUUUCCUUUCCCACUUGGAGGAGGAAACACCGUGGAGGAUGGCUUCCCAUUAAGUGCCAACAAGCACUUGUGUAUUGUUUCUUUCCUACCUAACCAGCCACAAUGGUUAUCCAAAGUUUAUUUGUUAUUUAUUUUAUUUAUUUACCCUAUUUAUGGAUUGCCUUUCACCCAAAGGCCCCAGGGCAGGACUACACAGAAUUGAAACCGAAAUUAGUAAUAAUAAAGCCUGAAAACUUAAAUACCAUACAAAUAAAACAGCAGCGUCAAUUAAAAUCCAACCCCAAUGUACCUGACCCUUCCCUAAAAUCCUGAGAAAGCCCAACGCUGAAAUGACAACAAUGUGGUGGUGAGGCAGGCUUCAGAGGGAAGAUGGCUCCAGAGGAACGGGGCUACUCCUGAGAAGGCCCAACUAUGGGUCCCCACCUUAAGGAAAAAGAUAUGGAAAGAGACAUUAUUUUAGAUACUUGGGACCCAGAUCGUUAAGGGCUUUAAUUACUAACACAGGCACCUUAACUAUGGCCUGGAAGAUUUGUAGUUGUUUCAAAAUUGGUGUCCUGUAUGAGCUUUUCCAGAUACCUACUGGCAGUCUAGCUGCUGCAAUUUGCAUUAGUUGUUGUUUCAUAGUUCAACCAGUUAUGCACAUAGUUCAACCAGUUAUGCACACCAGGACAUACAUAACUGUGGCCAAGCUAUCUCUGUCCAGAAAUAAUUGUAAUUGGUGCACCAGCCCAAACUGGGCAUGGGCAUUCCUACCUCUGAGGUCACGUGGACCUCAAGGGAUACAGCUUUGUUAUUAGCUUACCAUCACGAGGGCUGGGUUGCAUAUAGCAGGAAGCAAGCCUCUGGUUUGUUUUCCCUUUGAGUGGAAGUCAAGGAGUGGCAGUGGAGCACCUAAUGACUUUUAACUUUAUUUUAACUAUGAUUUAAUGUGACUUGCAAACCAGCCCACAGACUAGCUGAAUAAUCAUUACCUCAGCUAAAGGAACUCUGGGAGUUGUAGUUCUGUUCACAGAACUGGGAAUUUCUUAUGAGAGAGCGAAUUCUCAGUACUCUCAACAAAUUACAGUUCCUAAGAUCCUUUAGGGUCAAACUUGCUGUGGAUUCAAAAGUGAAUAAUAAAGUGUCCUUGGUGGAAGCUCGGCAGAGUCCCACUGUGAUGCCACAUAGAAGAAGCAACAACAAGAGGAACAGUAUAAAGGGGAGUUCAAAACAUUUAUUUAUUUAGUAGAAAUGAAUGAGUAUUUCUUAGUUACUAAUUGGAAAAUCAGUUAUGCUAAUAUUUUAUUAUAUUUGGUGACAGUGAGAUACUGAAAUCUGUGAUGGGUAGUACAAUGGGGGAAAGCCUGCAAUGUUUUGACACGACAGUAUUUUGCAGAAAUAAUCAAGAUUAUGAGCCUACGCAGUUUUGUGACUAAAGUCCCAUUGGACCUAGUGGGAUAGAGGCUUAAGUUUGUAGUAAAAAAUGGUCAUGUAUUUGGGAUUCUUGUUCAGAUAUAACAGUGCAACCCUAACCAUAUCGACUCAGAAGUAAGUCCUAUUGAAUUAAGUAGAGCUUACUGCCAGAUCGUGGGGUUAGGAUUGCAGCAAAACACAGGAGUCCAACCUCCCUUUGUGCUGGGCUGGUGGCUGGGCUGGGCGGAAGUGUCCUUCCUCUGGCCUCCUGCUGGAUGCCACCUUCAGAGCUCCUCUUGUGCCGGCCAGCAACAUCCUCACCACCAGCAGCCAGCACAAAGCCCCAAACUGGACUUUUGGGGGGAGGGCGGAGCUGAGCCAGCCUGAGAUGCUGCCCCAGCACCUGCCAUCCUCACCACUGUGUGCAGCAGGACUGCAGCUGAAGAGGUGGGCUCUGCUAUUCCAUAAAGCUCUGCCAGGAUGGAGGUGGGGGGGAUGCAGAGAGUUGGAAUGUUCCCUAAAUUAUUAUUGAGACCUCGUGGUCAGUUGUUUCAUAGGAAGGCCUAUGGAAUGUUGCACAAACUUUAGAAAGCUUACAACAUUUAUUAGAGAGUUCUAUCUCUGCUAUAUCAUUCUGUCCAAUGUUGGGAGGAAAAUGAUCUUACAACAUCCAAUAUAUUAUAUUUCUUUACAGUGUUGUUGGUUGUUAAAUGAAAUCUGCUAAGGGUUUUGUUUUGUUUUGUUUUGUUUUGUUUUGCUUUGCUUUCUUCCAUUAAAACAACAACAACAACUAAAUUUGGCAGGACUGCAAAAUAGGAAGUCACUCUCAUCUUUACCAGUCAAAAAUGUAUGUGAUGCCUACCAUGUCUUUCAGACAAGAUGGAUAAAGCCUUGUUUGUGUGUCUUCAUAAUGACUCUGAAUGUACCGUCAGUUUGACUUGCAAUUGUCUAUUGUACUUUGUUCUGGAUUUCAGCUUUGCAUACCUGUGAACAUAACUUCUGAGAUGUUUUGUUUAUUUUAUGUUUCCAACACAGUGUUAUUUAAAGGUGUAUCUUAUUUGCAGCCUCCACUAAUUAUACAGUACUGUAGUUCCAAAGUAUAAAGUAUAAAGUUUGGAUUAUUUUUAUACCAGCAUCCAAAUAUUUGAUUUCUGGCGUUCUAGUCAGUGUAAUAAAAAUGAUACAAUAAAAGUAUUAAUAAUAUUCU
Molecule: messenger RNA, 62394 nt
Organism: Podarcis lilfordi (Lilford's wall lizard)
Lineage: Eukaryota; Metazoa; Chordata; Lepidosauria; Squamata; Lacertidae
Source: the annotation of a GenBank genome assembly